AUGCAUGUGCGCGCGCGCACUCUCUCUCUCUUUGCGCAGCUGGCCGAGGGGGUUCCAGGGCCGGGUGAGAGCCUGGCGGGGGCCGCCCCGCUCAGAAGCAGGAGGAGGGCGGAGGUGGGGCAAGGGCUGGCAGGCCGCCACUUUUUGAAAGAAGCGGAAGGAGGUGCGUUCUCCCUCGCCAGUCUUAACUAGAUCAGAGGUUAAGGCCUAUUGGAUGCAGUGGGACUCAUGGGCGUAAUAAUAAUAAUAAUAGUAAUAAUAAUUUAUUAUUUAUACCCCGCCCAUCUGGCUGGGCUUCCCCAGCCACUCUGGGCAGCUUCCAAAAAAAUAUUAAAAUACUGUAGUACAUCAAACAUUAAAAAGCUUCCCUAAACACGGCUGCCUUGUGCUCGGAAACGUACUGGGAGCCAAUGUAGGUCUUUCAAGACGGGUGUUAUGUGGUCUCGGUGGCCGCUCCCAGUCACCAGUCUAGCUGCUGCAUUCUGGAUUAGUUGUAGUUUCCGGGUCACCUUCAAAGGUAGCCCCACGUAGAGCGCAUUGCAGUAGUCCAAGCAGGAGAUAACUGGAGCGUGCACCACUCUGGCGAGACAGUCCGCAGGCAGGUAGGGUCUCAGCCUGAGUAGCCUGCCCCCACCCCAUAAUGUCCUCUUUGUGGGGUGGUUUUGAAGGAAGGUGAGGACAGGUAGGCCCGAAGUCACCCCCCACCAAAGCAGGCUCAAAGCUUCUCAAAGCUUUUCAAAAUCAUUUUCUCAGCAGCUAAGCAUCAGAAACAUUCCGCUCUGCUGUAACAAAGGUAGAGAAGAGUCCAUUGUUUCUCAGGCCUUUCUCAGGCCUUCUGGCCUUGCUAAAGAACCACAUUGCAACUUGCUUUCUGUCUGGGAACCAUGCCAGAACAAGAGAUUGAAACAUAUCUGAACAUGCUGAAAACCCCCUCGGCUUCUCAUUCCCCCUUUCCUGGGAAGAGUCCAAUAGUCCCAAGACAGCUUUCUGUACAUGCUCAGGAACCUCAACAUGGGGCAGGACUCCUGAGGGAGGAGAAAGGAGGAGGGAACUGGAAAGGGGUAUAUAUGCUUGUGCACAUGAUUGUGAACUUGUGCAUGCUUUUUGUGACUUAUCACACUUGCUCCUUCUACCAGUUCAUGGAUGGUAGAAAUAAAAGCCUUUUCUCCGAAACUAUUCCUUGAGUGUCUGUUGACUCCCACUUCCCUUUCCCAGGCGCAAUAUUUUUCCCACCCGAGGGCAAAGCCUCAUAAGGCUACAGUUUCAUUAAAAAAAAAAAACCUCAACAACUUUGAUUCCCUAAAAAAAAAGCAAAAGCUGCCCCCCCAACAAAAUUCCUGGCUACGCCCAUGGUGGGACUGCUUACUCCUAGCAUAGCCAGGAUUUAUGUGGGGGGGGGACGCAGGACACCCACCUGUCCAGGCAUGCCAACUUGACUAAAAUAUGAGGGGAGCUCAGGUAAGCCCUGCCCUGUGUAAUCAAUCACAUGACAUGGUGCAUACACACCAUUCAAAUGGCAAUGCCCAUGACCUUUGCGGGAGGGGGCGUUUCUCAAAUAUUUCAUUAAAGGGGGGGAUCAAAAGGAUCUAUGCACCUAUCAUCAUCCAGUGGAAUGAAUGAUUCGGAAUGAAAUGUCUCAAGAACAGUUUUAAAUUACAGUGGUACCUCGGUUUAAGAACAGUCCUGUUUACGAACAAUUUGGUUUAAGAACUCCGCAAAACCGGAAGUAGUGUCCCGGUUUGAGAACUUUACCUUGGUCUAAGAACAUGAAAUAUACUCAGAGUCCUGUAGUGAUUUCAUGCUCUUUAUUGCAGCUUGUAAAACAGUGGUUGAAUUGCCCCCCAAACCUCAGGCUUUUACAUACAUUAUUUACACAAUGAGUCCCGUCUGAUUGGCUGAUUCUGCUUCCCUGCUGGAGCCUGAUUGGUCUUUUCCUGCAGGCCAAUCAGUUAUUGCAUUCUACGAUCCUACCAGCCUAAUAGGCUGAUUAACUUCCUCCUGGAGCCUGAUUGGUCUUUUCCAAUCAGUUGUUGCAUUCUAGGAACCUACUUGCCUAUUGCUCUAGGAUCCAAGCUUAGUACAUAACAGAACGGAAUCCGAACAGUGGAAGCACACUGGCGGCAGGAGGCCUCAUUAGGGAAAACGCGCCUCAGUUUAAGAACAGUUUCAGUUUAAGAACAGACUUCCGGAACGGAUUAAGUUCGUAAACCAAGGCGCCACUGUACUUUCUUUUCACCCCGAGUGAUCAGAAAAAUCUGUCAAAAUCCUUCUACAAUUUGUACUUUUAGUUCAGUAUUUUUAUUUAUUUACUUGAUUUAGGAGGGUAGUUGCCCCCCUGGCUAUGCCCACAAUUCCUAGGGAAGUGGGGUUCAGGUCACAGCUUAGAAGAGGGGUGGUCAUCAUGGUGCCCUUCAGGGUAUCCCCCCCCCCACAACUCCCAUCAUCCCUGAUGGUUAGUCAUAUCUGAGGCUGAUGGGAAUUGUCUGGAUUUUCCACUUGUGUCUGAAGAAAGUGGGGUGAAUUUCUGAGACUGUCCUCCCAACUCACCUCCUGCAUCUACAUAUUAAAAUUAUUUUUUAUUUAUUUUACAUUUAUAGCCCACCUUCCCUCCAAGGAGCUCAAUACGGCAUACCUGAUUCACCCCCUCCCUGGGUUAUCUUCACAGCAGCCCUGUGAGUUAGGUUAGGCAGAAAGUCACACAGUGAGCUUCAUGAGUAAGCAGUGGUUUAAAUCCGUGUCUCCCAAGUCCUAUCCCGACACAGGAGUUCCUCUGGCUUUGCAUGGUGAACUGAAAUUCAUCAAGUGUUUGAUUGAUAGUGUUUGUUGUUACUGACUUAGCCUUCUUUAUUUUCCUUUGGGGAGGAGAGAGCUGCGUUUAAAAAAUGUGAAAGGUAAAGAUGAAACAAAAAAAAUUGAGUUUCCCUUGUCCCUUAAGGGUCUGUACUGGUUGUUUUUGUUUCGCAACACUUAAUAUCAACAGCAGUAUUUUUUUGUGUAUAACCGUAUUUUUUUGUGUAUAACACAUCCGUGCAUAAGACUAUUUUGGGGGACUCAGAAUAAAGGAAAUGGGGGGAAAUCACCCAGAGAUGUUAAGCUUUGGGGCAGGGGGAGAUUCGCAAGAGUUGUUGAGCUUUUUGAGGGGAGGCUUGCCCAGAGUUGAGCUUUUGGGGGUGGGGAAUGCAGAAAAUCGCUCACCUCCCUCGCACACAUCGAAUAAGCCUCCUGUCGGCUGCCCCGCCCUCGCCACCAGCUGCCGCCUAUCGACCGCCAACUUGCCGCAGAAACAGCCAAUCAAAACAACCCCCUUGCCGUAGCCACCAAUCACCCACCCAAUCAUAGCUGACAAUGUCCUGCUGGCUGCACCAACCUAUCGCUUGUCCCCCCCAUGCGCUAUCCAUGUAUAAGACAACCACAAUUUUUGAGAUUGUUUUAUCAUAAAAAAACACCUUAUCUUAUACAUGGAAAAGGAGUAUCUCCACCCCCAUCAUUCAGCCCGGACACGGAGGUCCAGCCCAGAGGGCCUUCUGGCAGUUCCCUCGCUGCGAGAAGUGAGGUUACAGGGAACCAGGCAGAGGGCCUUCUCAGUGGUGGCGCCCACGCUGUGGAACGCCCUCCCAUCAGAUGUCAAGAAAAUAAACAACUAUUUUACUUUUAAAAGACAGCUGAAGGCGGCCCUGUUUAGGGAAGUUUUUAAUGUCUGACGCUGUAUUGUUUUUAAUAUUUGGUUGGAAGCCACCCAGAGUGGCUGGGGAAUCCCAGCCAAAGGGGCGGGGUAUAAAUAAUAAAUUGUUGUUGUUGUUAAAACUACGGUACACUUCUUCAAGGAGAGGGUCAGGUCCCUCUGUUGUCCCCUGUUGGGGAAGUGGGUACCUUUUCAGGUCUGUCACCCUCUUCCUUUCGUUUCUCUCCAUUUUCCUGGUAAGUCUUCUGUGCCUUUGUAAAACAAGGUCAAAUUCAACAGGUGCAGCUUGCCACCCAUGUCCUGCAAAAUUGCAUCUUCAGAUGAAGAGGAUUGCUGCACCUUGUUGAUUUGUAGCUCUCUGUAGCAAGAACAGGAAACACCCCCCCUUUGCUCUGCUACCUGGGCGCUGAUGGGUGGGGGACCACAUUCAUAUUAGCCGCUCCCCCCAUCAUUCCUGACAGAGUCUGGACCUUUGUCUGACAGGUUGACAUUCAACUGGUGAAGUCCUCUGUCAAUGGAACUCCAGGCUGGCACAAGGCUACACCUGCUUUGUUUCUGUAUUGUGAUUCUCCCAAAAAGCUGGGGGUGGGGGGAGGCCUCUUCAAGGGGGGGUGCUGAUCCCACUUCUGCCUGGGAGCCCCCACCAUUGGCAGUUUCUUUCUGCCCUCCAUAUAUUCCAGCUGAGCACACAGUGUCCUAUUCCCCAAGGUUAAAGAACAAUUAGCUCCCUAUUAACUCAGUGCCUCUGCCCCCCCUCUUACAUUUCCUUUCCUUCUCAAAUGGCUUUUUUUAAAGAGCCAUAUCAGGGUCUGUCUCUCGAUUUCAGACAAUUUACCCACGGAGUUUUAUACUUUAUUUAUUUAUUCCUAGGGGUAUUUGUCAACUUCCAGCUCGUAAGUAAAAUAUCACAGAAUGGGUUUCAUUCCAAGUGAGCUGUAAUCAAUGAAACUUCUAUAAAUUUGUGCACAAGUAAAUUCACUUUAAAAAAAAAAGAUUUCUAUUUAUUUAACAACUCAAUAGCAGGGGACAUUUGGAGGGGUGUUCUAGGAGGGGGUCCCCAUCUCAAAAGAGGCAUUCUGUCCUUUGUGAUUAACUAAAACCACAAAUUAAUUGAAAAAUAAUGUUCGGUUAAUUAACGCCGCCCUUUUUAACUGAACAGAAAAUAAUGGAUUAAUCUUAGCCGAUUAAUCUACUGAUGUUGCAGUCCAAUAGAGAGACAGAACAUAACAGCUCAGGGAGCCAGUGUGGUGUAACAGAUUAGGACCUGGGAGACCAGGGUUCAAAUCCCCACUCAACUAUGAAGCUUGCUGGCUCUCAGCUUAACCUACCUCACUGGGUUGUUGUGGGACUCAAAUGAAGGGGAAAACCUUGUAGCUCCUUGGAGAAAAAAGUGGGCUAUAAAUGCAAUUAGCAAACAAGUAAUGGCUUAUAUUACUAGUGCCACAUUAUAUAGCUCAGUUGGUUAGAGUGCGGUGCUGAUCGCAGGUUCGAUCCCCAUAAGGGACAGCUGCAUAUUCCUGCAAGAUGAUCCUCAGGGUCCCUUCCAACUCUAUGAUUCUUUGAUUCUUCUGAAUCAGAAGGGGUAGCACCUCCCAUCCUCCCUACUGGCUAGAACCAAUGUGAGCUGCAGUCUGCAAAAUUGUGUUGAUGUGGUUUGAGUUGAGAAAGUGGCCUUUCACAGGACAAAAGCAGAUAAUAAUAAUAAUUAUUAUUAUUAUUAUUAUUAUUAAUUAUUAUUUAUACCCCGCCCAUCUGGCUGAGUUUCCCCAGCCACUCUGGGCAGCUCCCAAUCAAGUGUUAAAAACAAUACAGCAUUAAAUGUGAUUAAGAGAGCAACAUUUGCUUAUUCAAGUGUCUGCCCUAUUCACAUAUAAACUGAGCAUCUGGAGUCCAUUUGUAUAGUCACACUAGGAAAAAGAGCUGAACCCCCUCCCUUUACCCCCUUGCAGUCCAACUUUUCACACAUAUUUUGGAGGGCGCUCACAAGCAGGCCCAAAUGCAAGACUCCCCGUUAUACGUCCCUAGAAUACAUUGUUCAGAUAUACAUCCUCUGAGCGUGUAGGCUCCAUUUAGCUCUCGUGACUAAUAGUCCUUGCUGGACCUGUUCUCUGUAAGUUUGUUCUUAAAAGCCAUCCUUCCUCUUCCUAGUAACAAGCGAAGGUGGCUGGCAGAAACUGAGCCCGAAUCAGAGCACUGAGAAACCAGAAUUGUCAUGCUUGACAGAACCCAAAGUUCUGCAGAAGUACAAUAAAUAUUUGGGACUGCAAGGGCCAUCUAGUACCAACUCCCUGCUAUGCAGGGAGCCCCAUAUUGUCUAUUCUGACUGGCAGCUCUCCCGAGCAACAGGAAAAUGAAUUUUUGCUCCCACCUGCUGCUUGCUCUGUUUUAACUGAAUGUAUCGCUGGAUUCAACCUGGAAUCUGCAUACAAAGCAUAUGCUCUCCUAUUGAGUUAUGGGUCUCUCCUUAAGCCCAUCACACACACAUACCCUUUUCAGACAGGCUUGUCCUUUGUCAUCUUUCAUCAGCAGGAAAUGUUCUCAUUUCAAGGAAAGCAGCCUUGUCUGCUUAGAAAGGAAAGGGCAGGGAGACAGUAUCAAUUCUGCUUUCAGAGGCGGCUGCCAUCUGGUCACAUGCCGAUGGAUUAUCAAAUGGAACCCUUUCCCCCCUCCUUAUUAAACCUCGCGUGAAGUUAAAUUACUUGGCAGUCACACAGAACGGUGUAGGGCGGUGUGUGGAGGUGGAAAACGGUGACCGAGAUGUUAUGAACAGGGCGAACGAGGUGCUAUGAGCAGGAACCAAAGUGCAUUUAAUUUCCCCCAGGCUUUGAGGUGCUUCUCUCAACAAAGCUUGUGAGAUGCUACCUCUCUCACUUCUUCCAGAUCUGCCCGAGAACCCACCUUUCCUCUGUUGUAAACAAAAUCUGCCCUUUCCCCCUUAUGGGGUAUCCAAGAGCCCAUAUAGAGUUCUUACAUAGGUUCCCUGUUGGUAGGAGAGAAUAACAGAGGCCAACCAGAGAAUACUGAGAAGCAAAGCAGCUAGUAAGCUUGAUCUUUAUUGAUCUGUUGCAACAGGGUGCUCCCCUCACCCGCAGGAAAGGAGGAGGAGGAACCCAGAAAAAUGGUGUGCAAGGCCUUAUAAAGACUUUUGAAAUUGCCACCCUGUAGAUCAAGACCACCCCCAGAAACAUCAUACAUACAUCACAGAAGGGGUGUAACCUAAGACCACCCCUCAGAUACAUCAUACCUACAUCACAGAAAAGGCGGUCUAAAACAGAAAUUUUAAUGUUGUUUUUCUCCUGUCCUUGUUUAUCUCCUGUCUGGCAGGUUACUUGAUUGGAUUGCCUGGGGAGCCUGGCCAGUCUUUUUGUAAUGAUAAAUACUUAGUUCCUGGGCCAUGUCACAGGCUCACACCCUAUUCAUAUCUUAAAUGUGCCCUUAAGACAGGAUUUGUGAGGAAAGAGACAAUGGGGAGGUUUCCCACUUUGACCUUGUAGAGAAAACAUUUACUCAGUUUAGGAAUCAAAAUGGUUCCAGGUUGGUCUUCCUAUGCUGAUCUAUGUACAUGCUUGGUUGGUACACUUAGGAACAUUACCAUAUAUCUAAGACCAUAAAAUUCCUAUCACACCACGAAGCCUUUGGCACACCUCUCUAGUUCAAAGGCCCUAAGUGAGAGAUGGGGAAACGGUAACCCUCCAGUUGUUGCCAGACUACAACUCCCAUCGUCCUUGACUGAGGUAGGGAAACUUGGUUCAGCCCAGGGACCUCCUUCUCUUCUAGGCAACUUUGCAAGGUACACGCCAGGGCCAAUAACUUUGCCUUUCUACACUGGACUUGUUCCUACAUGCCUUCUCUAUCCCACUCCCUACAGGCCAACAAGAGAGGCGUUAUUACAAAGCAAGGACGCAUUCUCACCGGGCAGAAUCAAAGCAAAACCUCAGAGAGUGCCAAAGAAAACCAAUAAGGGGUAUGGCCUGGGAUAAGUGGUGUGGCUGAAGAGAGGUGUGGCCUGGAGAGAACCAAGAGGGCGACAUUCGGGACUGAGGUUCCUGCUCAAUAUCAUUUACCGCCACGGCUCAUGCUAGCUGGGGCUGAUGGGAGAUGUAGUCCGAUCUUAUGGAGAGUCAGCAUGGUGUAACAAGACUGUUGGGCUAUGACCUGGGAGAGCUAUUUCAUAGGUAAAGGGACCCCUGACCAUUAGGUCCAGUCAUGGCCGACUCUGGGGUUGGGGCGCUCAUCUCGCUUUAUUGGCCGAGGGAGCCGGCGUACAGCUUCCGGGUCACAUGGCCAGCAUGACUAAGCCGCUUCUGGCGAACCAGAGCAGCGCAUGGAAACGCAGUUUACCUUCCUGCCGGAGCGGUACCUAUUUAUCUACUUGCACUUUGAUGUGCUUUCGAACUGCUAGGUUGGCAGGAGCUGGGACUGAACAAUAGGAGCUCAUCCCAUUGCAGGGAUUUGAACCGCCAACCUUCUGAUCAGCAAGUCCUAGGCUCUGUGGUUUAACCCACAGCACCACCCUCAUCCCGAAUCAUAGAAUUGUGGAGUUGGGUGGUCAUCAAAUCCAACCCUUUGCAACGCAGGAAUUGUUUUUCCCAAUAUGGUACUCGAACCCACGCCCCUGGGUCCCAUGCUCUACCAUCUAAGGGAGAUCAGGGUUCGAAUCCCCACUCAGCCACGAAGCUCAUUGGGUGACCAUGGGGUCCAGUACACUGCCUCCCACAGCCUAACCUACCAUGCGGGGUGGAUGGGUGCGAGGAUAACUGCAAUAAGCAAUCAGAGGGCUCGUUCAUUUAUUCAUUUAUUCAAUUUCUAUACCGCCUUUCAUCCCAAGAUCGCGGGGCGGUUUACAACAUAAGAGCACAAAACAAAGUACGUAACAUAUUCGCAGGCAAAAGCAAGAAGCCCUUCCAGCCAACUCCUUCCUACUUCUCUUUUCAUUCCAGCUGCAGAAACUGGAAAGAGAAAGUGAGAAAAAAACCCGAGAGCCAGAUGGCCCACCAGAAACCGUUCUUGCGCACACCCCUUGGCGUCAUACGGGAGCAGCCGGUCGUGGGAGGGCGGACGGCUCGCCUUACGACGCGGGGGGGAGAUAGAACACCGUGCAGGAAAAUAGAACGCCAUGUAUCCAUCUGAUUCCGCCCGCAGCCAAUAGCAGCGGAGGGCUUCGCGCUCUCGGCCAAUGAGCGGGCGGCUCCUGUGGGCCCGGAUUUCCUCGUCCUCCAUCCAGCUUGCGGUUGCUGGUGGAGGCAGCGGUCGGAGCUGCGCGCGUCUCCUGCUGCCGCUGCCGCCGCCGCUCCCGGUGCGCAAGACGUGGAGGAAAAGCCCAAGGCGGCCGUGCUGGACGUUCAGGUAAGGAGAUUAGACCCUGAGUGUGUCUAAUAGGCGAGCUUCUCGGGUUUGGCUGGAAUGUGGCAUCGCAGUUCGCAUCGGGCCCCUUCGCGGCCAUAACUUUCGGUUUUCUUAUGGUGGUCGCUGAGCUUUGCGUUUUCAGAGAUGCAAUGGCACAUGACCUCUCCGACGCCUCGUUUGCUGUGGCAGCUGACAGCGCCGCCCGGUGCGUGCCUCCUCAGCAGCAGGGUCUGGCCUGAAGGCUCCAGGGUUGCCUGGCCACGUCCAGGCGGCAGGUGGAGGGGCUUGAAUCUCCAGGUGGGCGGGGACGCGGUUGAUGAUGAUGAUAAUAAUAAAUGAAUAAAAAUCAAGAAGGCCGUGCAUGAAGCUUGCAAGCUUCAGACUGGCAGGAGCCGUUGCAAAUUGUAGCAUAAACAUUGGGGAGGUUUUUUUUUGCUACCCUCGUCCCCUCUCUUUCCCAGUUAACCUCCAUCUCCAGGUCCCACCUCCCCAUGACAUCACCCGGGGCUGCCCCUCGGUCUCAGGUUUGGUCCCUGCAAUCUCAGGGUCUGGGAUGCUCCUGACCUGGCUACCUGUUCCGUGGAGUGUGGCUUAUCUCCAAGCAGGUGUGUGUUCAGAAUUACAGAGUAGGCUUGCUCCUUCUGCAUCCGGCUUCAGAACUGAGCUUUGCUGAUCUCUGUUUCCCUGUGCCAACGCAGCGCCCCUCUCCUCCCUACACCCUGUAGGCAUUCUUUCUCCAAAGGUUAUUGAGGUGCAUACAUCGCAGAGGGCCAGUCCAGCCAUAAGAAGGACCCUUUUGGAUCAAGCCAAAGGCCCAUCAAGUCCAGCAUUCUGUUCUUACAGCAGCCAACCAGACGCCCAUGGGGAGCCCAAAGCAGGAGCCCACAGAUAGAUUUGAUUCCAUUUCAUAGAGUCAUCAAAUUGUAGAGUUGGAAGGGACCCCAAUGAUCAUCUGAUCCAACCCCCCUGCAAUGCAGGAAUCUCAGCUAGAUCAGUAAUGACAGGUGGCCAUCCAAUUUCUGCUUAAAAACAUUCAAGGAAGAAGAGUCCACCUUCCACUGUCUAACAGCUCUUACAGUCAGAACGUUCCUCCUGAUGUUGAGUCAGAAUCUGAUAUCUCGUUACUUGAAUCCAUUGGUUCCCCUCUCCCCAUUUUAUCCUCUCAACAACCCUGUGAGGUAGCCUACAGGCCAUGGAAAGUAGUGGCUUGCUCAAGGUGACCCAGUGAAUUUGUGACUAAGUGGGCACUUGAACCUUCUCCAAUCCAAUUCCAAUAUUAUUUUCAGGUCAGUUGAAGGCCUGAAUCAAAUGGGUAUUAAAUACAGUGUCAAAGUUUCCUGGUUAGAAAGGUGGAGCUCUCCGUCACUGGAGGUAUUUAAACAAAGGUUUGAUAACCAAUCUGUCAAGGAUCCUGGAAUUGUAACCUGCAUUAUAGAUUCUACACAGAGUAGAUGGCUGAACAAAAUGGUAGCCUGCAACAUUUUCAGACCUCUUGCAUUUGGGGAUCCAUUUAUUAAUGUUUAUCAUAUACAGUGGUACUUUGGUUUAAGAACAGCUUAGUUUAUGAACAACUUGGAUUAAAAAUUCUGCAAACCCGGAAGUAGGUGUUUUGGUUUGUGAACUUUGCCUUGGAAGCAGAACAUGUUCUGCUUCCUGUUGAGUGUGUUCCAUUUGUACAUUGAGUCCCCCGCUGCUAUGGGAAAGCACGCCUUGGUUUAAGAACGCUUUGGUUUAAGAACGGACUUCCGGAACAGAUUAAGUUCAUAAACCAAGGUACCACUGUAUUUGUAUUGUGUUAGUGCUACUGUUGUGACCUACUUUUUAUUGUUUUUAUUAUUUAUUAAAUUAAUGGAAUUUAUUUAAUUCCCCUACUGCCGUUCAUCCAAAGAUCACAGGAUGGUUUACAAUAUAAGAACACAAAAAUACAUGGUUGUUGGCAUCUGCCUGUCUCGAGAGACAAUGGGAUGCACCUCCCGGGGUGAAGCCAAAUCUCUGUGUUGCCAGCUCUGAAGUGACCUCCCCGGGGCGCAGGCCUGGGCAGUGUGCAUGGGGGUCCUGGGCUGCCCAGAUGACGAGACCCCUGGCCGAUGCGGUCCACAGGAAAACAGAGCAAGACGUUUGGCAACAGCUUGGCUGCAGGAGUUGCUGGAAGGAGGCAUAUAAGGCACCGUCCAACUUUCACAGCAACAAACAGAAACAGUACCUCCACACACACACAGUUUAAAAGGCCAUAGAUUGCUUAAUUAGCCAGAGGCCUGGGUGAAUAGGAACGUUUUUGCUUGACACCUAAAGAAAUAUAACGAAGGUCUCUCUGGGGAGAGCAUUCCACAAGAGGGGGAUCCUUGGGUCAGGCCAUGGGGCAGUAGUGGGUCCCUACCUGCCAAUUGAAGACCAGUGAACUAGAUGAACUCCACUUAUCGUUUCAGCUCUAGAAUUAUAUGGUUGCCCUGUAUGACCAAAAAUAAGGCUGCAAAUCUUAAAUGCACUUAAACGCCCAUGGAUUUCUGUAUGAAUGUCUAUGUUUCAGCACGCUUAGGACUGUGUUGUAAAGGCAGUAGCACACAUUUAUUAAUUUAUUGCAUUUUGUUCUUCGGUUUUCUUGGGCUGCAAUCCGAUAUGCAGUGCUAUUUUUCUAGAAAAAGAGGUGCUGGAACUCACCAUGAACGCCUCCCUCCUUGUCUUAGAAUGGCAAUGGCGCCUACCUGAGAGGUGCCAGAACUGAGUUCCAGUGAGUUCCUGCUGAGAUAAAAAAGCCCUGCCUAUAUAUAUUGAAAUUAGACUUGGUCUAAUUUUUAAAAGUCGCCGUAAGUAGUCAGGCCAGACCUUGAGCAAGAGCAGUCUGACCCUCCCCUGAUAGUCUGUUGGGUGUGGAAAGAGAGGAAGGGGGGCCCUGAGAGAAAGGGGGGGCCCUACCAGUGUCAGCAUGCCCUGCAAGGAGAGAGUCUCUUCCUUUAAAUUCCUAGGAGUUUAUCUCAGUGGAGACCUUACUUGGAAAAUCAAUACAACCCAGGUGGUUAAGAAAGCCCAACAGAGACUCCAUCUCCUCAGAGUCUUGCGGAAGAACGAUGUCAAUCAACAUUUGAUGAUCUCCUUCUACCGGUCCACAAUAGAAAGUGUCCUUUCAUACUGCAUCACGGUGUGGUACGCUGGUUUGACAUCAUCUGACAGGAAGUGCCUACAGAGGGUGGUGGAUACAGCACAAGAUAUUAUGGGAUGUCCCGUGAAUCCGCUGGAUGAAAUAGCGGAAGAACGUUGCCUCAGGAGCGUGAGGAAAAUUCUCAGGGAUGAUUCACACCCUGGCCGGCACUUUCUGGAUCUCCUGCCCUCGGUCAGAAGAUAUAGAAGCAUGAUUAGUCGCGCCAACAGGGUAAAGAACAGCUUCUAUCCGUGGGCUGUUAGGCUGCUGAAUGAAAAGAUAACAAAAGGGCAACUGACUUUUGGGUUUGGUGGGUGUGCGUCAGUAAACGCGGGGAAUUAAGACUAAGAGAGCUGAGUGGGGGGUGCUCGUGUAAUCUCACUGUAUACAAGUUGUACAAGUGACAAUAAAGUACCAUAUUUUUUGCUCUAUAAGACUCACUUUUUCCCUCCUAAAAAGUAAGGGGAAAUGUGUGUGCAUCUUAUGGGGUGAAUGCAGGCUGCACAGCUAUCCCAGAAGCCAGAACAGCAAGAGGGAUCGCUGCUUUCACUGUGCAGUGAUCUCUCUUGCUGUUCUGGCUUCUGGGAUUCAGAAUAUUUUUCUUCUUGUUUUCCUCCUCCAAAAACUAGGUGCAUCUUGUGGUCUGGUGGGUUCAGUGAGUCUUACUCCCAGGUUACGUAUGUAUGGGAUUUUACCCUUAAGCCUUUUGCAUUACAAGCCGCAGCCUUCAAUGGUCGGCCUGAAGCAAGGGGCAGACUUCAAAGAAACUGGAUCCGGCCUCCAUGCUAGUGCUUCCUUCUCUCUCCCUUUGCCUUCCCAGCCAUGAGCACGUCCGGUUCUCUCCUGUGGGCGGUCGACAUCUUUGGCCGCGUCUACACGCUCUCCACCGCCGGCCAGUACUGGGAACUCUGUAGAGAUGGGGAGCUGGAGUUCAAGAGGGUUUCUGCCGUCAAGCAGUGCUGCUGGGGAAUUGCGUGCGACCACCAGGUCUACGUUUACAUCCACUCCAACGACGUCCCCAUCCGGUACCAGGAAGAAACCUACGAGAAUCAGGUAUGCAAAAGGAAGGGCUGAGCCCACAAUAGAAGCCGGCAGUUAAAGCUAAGAAGCGUGCCCCGCUGGAUCAGACCCAAACCCUGUCUAUUCCAGCAUCCUGUGACCAGUCAGAUGCCUCUGGGAAGCCCACAAGCAUGAGGGCCAUAAGCCUGUUGCUUCCCAGCAGAAUUAGGUGGAGCCACCGUGUAAAUAUUACUAUCUUCUGUAAAGUAGGCUAGUUUCCACACACCCACUGUUACUCACGCUAUUCUUCUCUGUCCUCUGUCCAAACAAUGCAUUAUCAGAGUUCAAGGACACAUUCCAGCCAGGCAGAAACAUUCAAGUAGGGUCAGUGGGUCUGGAGAUGCCUGCCCUAUAUCUAACAGAGCUUCUCAUUCAUGCUUUGUUCCGUACAGUAACAUCUGAGUGCAGAAUGUGUUGGGUUUUAAUUUGGCAUUCCUUCAAUGUUUUCCUGUUGUUGUUUUUUGUUGCAGUUUGUCUUUAAGUGCUAUUUGAAAGUUUAUCAGAAACCACAGGCGGCCUCGCGUAAAUAUGGUAUCUAUCGUGGGUUUCCUCCCUGGGUGUAGAUCCACCCUUACAUAAUUUUGGAGUCUUCACUCAAGCUUUUACUUUUAAAGGCCUAUUCAGUUUGUGCGCAUAUGUCCUGGAAAUCUGUUGGCUGACUAAUGGGGUACUUUUUAAUUUUUUAUUGUUAUUUCUUAAAUUUAUAUAUUGAUCUCGGGGUGGUUCACAAGAUAAAAAUUCAGGAUAAAAGCACAAAUACAUAGUUAAAACAGAAACAAAGCAAAACAAUACCCCCCCCCCCAAUUUAACAGGCUAUAGAAUAUUAAUCAGCCAAUGGCCUGGUUGAAGAGGAAUGUUUUCCCCUAGUGCCUAAAGAUGUAUAAUGAAGGUGGCAGGCGAGCCUUCCUGGAGUAUAUCUUUGCAUUCCACAAAUGGGGAGCCAGUGCAAAAAAGGCCCAGUCUCGUGAUGCCAUCCUCCAGACCUCACAUGGAGGAGACACACAAAGGAGGACCUCACAUGAUGAUUGCAGAAUCCGGGUCGGUUUAUAUGGGGAAAGGCAGUCCUUGAAGUAUUGCAGUCCUGAGCCGUUUAACUUGUUCAGCUGAACAAAUGAUUUCUUAAUUGAUUUAAUCUGUUGAAUAUUGGAGCCCCAAAAUGUACUCUCCAGGCAGAGGCAAUCUAAGGUUACCAAUGUGGGUCCUAAGUCAAACAUCUGUGGCCCUCCAGAUGUCGUUGGACUACAACUCCCAUCAUCCAUUAGCCGUUAGCCACACCAGCAGAGGACAAUGGGAUUUGUAGUCCAGCAAUGCCUGGGGACCUGAGGUUAAGAGAGUGUACAAUAUGUGAUUGUUUUCUUGUUCACUCCCUGGCAGCGCUGGAAUCCUGUGAUUGGCUUCUGCGAGAAGUUAUUGCCCAGUGACCGCUGGCAGUGGAGCGAUGUGAGUGGGCUGAAGCAUCAGAUGCUCGAAAGCUUUGAGUUGCCGUCGCCUCACUGGGAAUGGGAAGCUGACUGGUAUGUGGAUGAAAAUUUUGGAGGGGACCCCACAGAGAAAGGGGUAGGUGCAAAAUAUUGAAAAGGGAUCCACGUCCUCUUGCGAGGAGGGAGGGAGCAAUGUUGAAGGGGAGGGGUUGCUAUCUUGCUUCCAAAAUACAUUGCUGCAUUCAUACUUGCAACCCGGGGAGGGUGUUGAGCUGGGGUUGCUAUUUGUAGUAGAAAGCAGGGACCACUAGGUCAAAGGCAGGGGCCUUCAGGGCAUCUCCAAAGACUAGGUUUGCCCGGGAACUGUGAGUGUACAAGCAAGCAAGCAACCUUAUGUUGACUCAGCAGUUGCACUGCUAUACAGACGCCUAUUGGAUAGUGUCUGUGACGUCACGGCAAGGUUGUGUCUCCUAGUACUACUUACUCCAUUUUGGGAAUAUUACUGCUACCAUUCCUGUUAUCUUUUCUUGUAACCCUUCUGCACUCUUUUUAUGCUGAUGCUGGAGCGCACGUCAAAUUAACAACUGAUUAACCCUCCAGUCGCUGGAAUGGUGGGUGUUGGAAUCCAACAGCGCCGGGAGGUCCUUAGAUUUGGGUAGCAACAGAUGGCUCGUUAGCUUUAGUAGACAAAUUUAAUAAAUAAUAAAACAUUCUUGUAGCUGCAAAUCAUAUUGAUGUCAAGCAACCUUCAUUAUGGUGUUAUUCUUCUUGCGAUAGUUCUGUGCAUUGCGGUUAUUAACAGAUAAAAUGUGCAGAGUUUGUUAACUGCGGUUGUUUGGAAGUUGCACUGAUUUCAGAGGGAGUUGCUCCCUGUGAAGUAUAGUGAGUAAUCUGUCUCCACUGAUUUGAGUGGGGUUUACACCCAAGUGAGCAUGUCUAGGAUUGUAGCCUUAGAGGACAGGCCACCAAAGUUGUGUCCAUGGGCAUCAUUGUGGCCACCAACAUCACCUAGGUGUCAGUAAAUACCCUCUUCAAAAUCUGCAAUGCACAAGAGACUAUUUGGUCUCAGCUGCUGUUCAGUUCGCCUUUGCCCUGGCUGGGCAUAUCCUGUGUUGAAGCUGUCAUGCUACGUCAGCUGUUUUGUGACUGGCACCCACAGCACCGGGCUUUGACCCACCAGGCCAAAGCUAUAGUCGCCCCUUGCCUUAGGCAGCGGUUCUCAACCUGUGGGUCCCCAGAUGUUGUUGGACUACAACUCCCAUCAUUCCUGAGCUCUGGCCUUGCUAGCUAGGGGUGACGGGAGUUAUAGUUCAACAACAUCUAGGGACCCACAGGUUAAGAAAGCUACCUUAGAGGAAUAGUAUUGCUAUUGCGGAGGUUAUUCUUUAUAAGUGUUAGAAGCCCAGCUUCAACAUCGGGCAGCCUCUCCCUAGCCCAGUUUAUGUGCAAACCAGCACUCGUGGUUUGCUUGCUCCUAGUAAACCAUGGUUUGUUCUUACCAUCAUGAUUUGCCAGGAGACAGACAAACCGUAAGCAACGGUUCACAUGUAACGGCAAGUCAACAUCUAGUUUAUUUCCUCUCUGGGGGGGUGGGCACUGAAGUUAAGAGCAGUGGAGGAGCAAAGUGCAAGCUCACUUUAAACCCUAGUUUACUUUAACCUAUCGUUUAAAACUGGGGCAGGAAACCUUUUUCAGAACAAAAGACGUGUGUUCCAUUUGGGGCAAUCUUUCCAGGGCCGUGUGCCACUGCUGUGCAGGGUGAGGUGCAAAAGUUGGGCAAUGGGUAUAAUUUUUUCCUUUGUACACUACGCACUGACUUGCACACCCCUCUCUGUCCUCCAUCCAGGCAAGGAAGAGGAAUGAUCAGAGUUGAAGGGCAAAUUCCAGCCAGGCAAAAAAUACUCAAGGACAGUGCAGAGUCAAGCUAGUGAAUGCCUGGGGAGAAAGUGUAGGCUGGACAGAGGGCCAGAUAGCAAGACUUGGAGGGCCACAUGUACACCCCAAGCCUGAAGUUCCUAUCCCCUGAUUGAAUGUGUCGCGAGAACCAGGUUAGGUUGAUUGGUGGUUCUUAUUAGGCUGGGCAGGCAAUCGGAUCGCAACAUGCUUUAGCUGAGAUUCCAACAUUGCAGAGGGUUGGACUAGAUGACCCACGGGGUCCCUUCCAACUCUACAAUUCUGUGAUUAUGUAUUGGCGGAUUAAAAGUUGCUUUGUAAGAGCAGCGCUGCUAAUUUUGCCAGAGGUUGGUGCUUAGUUUGUGCCUAGAGUAUAUUGAGGGUUUUUUUUUCUGGUAAACUCAAUACUUGACAAAAAUAUUUUUCUGACUGCUCUCUCCCCCUUCCUUCUUUUUCCCUUUUUCAGGGCUGGACAUACGCUAUAGAUUUCCCAGCCACCUAUACCAAAGACAAGAGGUGGAAUUCCUGUGUGCGACGGAGGCGGUGGAUUCGGUACCGGAGAUACAAGUCGCGAGAUACAUGGGCAAAGGUGUCUCUCCUUCUUCCCCCCCCCCAUCCAUUUUUCAAAUUUGCAAUGUGUCUGGCGGUGGUCAGGGUUGGCUCAAGGCCUUUCGCAGUGGCUAUGGUGCACAACCUAAGAUCUAACCCCGGAUUCCUUGCAGCAGGGCCUUUUCAGUGGUGUCCACCUGAUUGUGUUGAUGCCGGGCAAAGGUGAUUUUAUUCUUCCAGGCUCUUGGGGGAUGCUGUUUCUGGGUUUUUCUGUUGCCUUCCAUCUGGGUUGAGGCAUUUGGUGUUUCUGAACACUAAAUGUGAGUUUUGGCAGAAAGCACUUUUAAAAAAAAAAUUAAUGUCGCAACCAGUGGGAUUUGCAGCAAGAUGUUUCAGUGUGGAGGGUUCCAGCAACUUUACCUCCAAUCCAUCCUUUCAUUCCAUUCACACCUAUUACCUUUACCCCCGCAUCCCAUUGGCCGAUUUUGUAGCGACACGCCCCCCCUUGGGGAAGGAUAGUUGUAAUAUUAUUUAUAUUAUUUUUCAACCUUGGGACCCCAUAUGUUGUUAGAGGGCAUAUUGUAAUGCCAACUGCAAGCAAUUUCUAAAUGAGCUGCUCUUAAUAAGAAACAGUAAGUUCACCUGGGAAGAAUGUCGACUCUGUACCAACAGGAAAGUAAUUCAAAGCAUGUUUUCUGCUCUUGCUGCUGUAGAUUCCAUCCCAACAGGAUCCCACACAGUUGCCGGAUCCUUUCAAUGAUCUUUCCGUCGGAGGAUGGGAGAUUACGGACGAGCCAGUGGGAAGGUUGUCCGUCUGGGCCGUGUCUUUGCAAGGAAAGGUAACACCUAUUUGCCUUCGGGAUUCUUGCGUAUGGCAAAAGAGUGUUGGUCCAUCCGUCCAUCAGCCGGUCUACAUCAGGAAUGCAGAGGGCUCUAGCCAGUGCUGGUCCUACUCAGCGUAGACCCAUUGAAACUAAUGAACACAACUCAUUUUAGGUUCAUUAAUUUCAGUGUGUCUUCUCUUGAGUUGGAGCAGUAUUGGAUACAAUCUAGAACAGUUUUUCCCAACCUUUGGGUCUCCAUUUGUUUUUCAGACUACUAUUCCCAUCAUCUCUGACCACUGGUCUUGCUAGCUAGGGAUGAUGGGACUUGUAGUCCAAAAACAGCUGAAGAAACACUGAUCUAGAACCUUUUUCAUCCCCAAGAGAUACAUACUCAUGAGGGCAACUUUGCAGCGGUAGCCUCUGGCAGGCAGCGGCAGGCAGAAUACUUUAAAUACGUUUUUGUUUUAUUUUUUAAAUUACAGGUGUUAUUUGCCGCUCUGGGCUCCCGUUUGGGAGGAAGGGCACGGUGGAAAUUUAUAUAAAAUAUAAAAUUAAAUAGACAAACAUAUAAAAUCAACAGUUGCCGUUCCUGAAGGCUACACGUUUCCCCCUCACUUCAGGUCUGGUACAGGGAAGACGUCUGCCAUCACAAUCCGGAAGGUUCUUCGUGGUCUUUAAUUGCCACCCCCGGUGAAGCCGUCCAGAUCAGCUGCGGGCCAUACGACCUUCUCUGGGGAACUCUUUGGGAAGGGCAGGCGAUCGUGAGGGAAGGGAUUGACAGGAACAACCCUCAAGGUAAGCCCUAUUUUGUGGGAAUGUUCAGGGUGGCAGGAGAGGACAUAUUGUUUAUUAAUAUCCUUCCUAACUUGCUCCAGCAAGUUCCUUUAUUUAGCAGAGUUUACAUUCCCCUUCUCACGCACAGCAGAAAACUCGUUGCAAACUCAUGUGAGUUUCUUAAGACAAUACACAAUUCAAGCUGGCUUGUCCAGAUCAAAAUGUGUUCUCAUAUUUUGCUGGUAAGACCCCUUGAAUCCUUCCUAAAAGAAUAAAGACAGCACAGUCUUAAGGUAAAGGGACCCCUGACCAUUAGGUCCAGUCGUGACUGACUCUGGGGUUGCGGCGCUCAUCUCGCUUUAUUGGCCAAGGGAGCCGGCGUACAGCUUCCGGGUCAUGUGGCCAGCAUGACUAAGCCGCUUCUGGCGAACCAGAGCAGCGCACGGAAACACCGUUUUCCUUCCCGCCGGAGGGAAGGAAUUUAUCUACUUGCACUUUGAUGUGCUUUCGAACUGCUAGGUUGGCAGGAGCUGGGACCGAGCAACGGGAGCGCACCCCGUCGCGGGGAUUCAAACCGCCAGCAAGUCCUAGGCUCUGUGGUUUAACCCACAGUGCCACCUGUGUUCCAGCACAGUCUUAUUCAUAAGCAAUAAAAAGAAAGUUUACUCACGAUCAGACAGAGCACACUGUGAUCCCUGAAGGCACGCUUAAGGCUUAAAGUUAUAAGCAUAUACAAACAGGUUUACCCCAUAUGUGGGUAGACUUAGUGACUGCAGUUAGCAGUCCGGGAAGUUUGCAGGAUGAAAGGAAGAUGGAAAAUAGAGAGAGGCAGCAUGCCUUGUCCUUUUACCAAAUCUGGAAUGGUCACGCCCACCCACUAGUCACAUGCAAGGAAGGACGCUCCAGGCCAGGAGGAACAGGAAGUUUUGACUGGCUGGACCAAACAUCCCCUUGCAUGUCCACUCUAGGAAAACAAGGAAUGUUGUAUUUGACUGCUCCCAGUUGUUACAAGAAUUUUAAGAUCUUAGAUAUAUAAUAAAUGUUCAUAAAGGUACCAAGCGAACACAUACAUAAAUAUAUAAACCGCAUGUCUGAAGCAGCAUAGGAAGACAGUCCUGAAACCAUUUUGACUCCCAAGCUGACCAAAUGUUCCUCUGCAAGGAGGGAGAAGGUGGGGAAAAAAACUUUCCUUGUUACAGAAAUUGAGUAAUCACCAUUUCAAAGGAAUGGGCAGACUACCAGGAAAGGCAAUUAGAUAAGGCAUUAUCAGAUAACCUGGCAGACAGGAAAAACAACAACAUUCAAAUUUCUCUUGUAGACCACCUUUUCUGUGAUGUAGGUAUGGUGUUUGUGGGGGGUGGUCUUGGGUUACACCCCUUCUGUGAUGUGUGUAUGAUGUAUGGAGGGGUGGUCUUGAGCUCCAGGGCAGGGAAUUUAAAAUAUAUAAAAUAUAUAAAAAUAUAAGGGCAGGCACACCUUAGUUCUGGGCCCUCCUCCUCUCUCCUGUGGGUGAGGGGAGCACCCUGUUGCAACAGCUUUAAUAAAGAUCAGGCUUAUGAGCUGCUUUGCUUCUCAAUAGUCUCUGGUUGGCCUCUGUUAUUUUCUCCUACCAGUAGGGAACCCACGUAAGGACUCUGUAUGGGCCCUUGGAUACCCCAUAAGGGAAAAAGGGCAGAUUUUGUAUACAACACAGUGGAUUACAUCCCACACAUUUGCGGUCUUGGGAGACUUUUGACGAUGACCUUCAAGCGCUGAACUGUUUAGGAUCAGGUGACUUAAAGGCUGUAGCAGCAUUCGUUGCUCACCUGGCUUCCCAGCGCCACGCAUCUAUUGGUUACCGGGAGGGUGAGGAGCCAAUCAGGUGCUCCGUUGCUGCGCCUAAACCUUGCCAAGCUCCCUACCGCCUCACCCUCUCAGUAACCGACAGCAUCGUGUGGCAUUGGGACCCCAGGUGUGCAGAGCCGCUCCACCCAUUGCUACUGUUUAAAGUGCCGCCUGCUUUUAAAUCCAUAGCUUAAGAUCUGCUUCAGAGACCCUGAUUAGGUGCUCUCGUGCAAAGAUAGUCUGCCUGGGGAACAGGGCCUUUUUGCUGGUGGCUCCACGUUGUGGUAUUUAAUCCCACGUCAAAUGAGGCAGGCACCAUCCAUCGGUAGCUCCAAAGAGGCCUUUAAAACCCACGGACUGAGGUGUAGAAACAAUAGUUUGCUCUGGCUUUUGUUUGCUUAACUUACGACGGGUUAUUGUUGCCUUUGUGCCAGUUUAUUACUAUGAUUAUGAAGGAGAUAUCUUUAAGUGGUUUUAAUUUGAAGGUGUUUAUUUUAUUUUGUUAAGUUUAUAUCCUGCCCUUCUUCCCAAGGGAGCACAAGGUUCACAUUUUGUUGAUGGUUUGAUGUGUAUUUCGUAUGCCUUGCUUUCCGAAGCGUGUUUUUCUUGAGGUCAUAAAUUUACAAAAAGUAAAUAAAAGCAUCAUAUUUUCCUUCUUGUUUGGAACUGAACUAGGGUUUCAAAUUGUUCUCUUGCUUUUUCCUCUGACAGGAAUUUCUUGGACGAUUGUGGAGCCUCCGGUCGCAGAGAAUGGAAUCUUACAUGUGUCAGUGGGUGUGAAUGUUGUUUGGGCAGUUACCAAAGACCGAAAAGUAAGAAGCUUUGAGACACAAUUGUGAUUUAAGGUUUCCUUUCAUUUAGUGCUGGCUAUGUUUCAAGUCCUCGUGACAGAAGAGAGGAAUUGAAAACAACAGUUUAGGAUAACAGUCAGUCACUCCCCAUCACCCAGGGCAGUAUCUUCGUACCUUAAAAAAUUGUCCUGUCCCCUAUUCCACUUUUAAAAAGACUGGGGAAUCUUCAUUAUAUGUUGCUGUGAUUUAUUAAUCCAGUUCCCUUGGUUUCCUGGGAAGAGGAAAUAAUUGUUAGAACACUCUGGCAAUUCUGGCCCUUUGUGGGGAACAGGGGUCUCCUAACAACUCUCAGCACCCUUAACAAACGACAGUUCCCAGGAUUUUGCGGGAAAGCCAUGACUUUUUAAAGUGGUAUGAUACUCCCUUAAAUGUGUAAUGCAAAUGGAGCCCGUUGCCAUUUUCUGUGUAACCUAUAAAGUAAUUCAGGAAUGUGAGUAUUGCUACUCUGCAUAAUUUAUUCCAGUUUCAGAGUUCUAUUGUGGAGGGGAACGGAGUUGGUAGAGAAAUCCGGAGCCACCAAGCAGUAAUUUUGGAUAUUCUCCCCUCAGGUCUGGUUCAGAAGAGGUGUGAACUCUCACAAUCCUUGCGGCACCAGCUGGAUCGAGAUGGUUGGCGAGAUGGUGAUGGUGAACGUCGGCUUGAAUGACCAGGUGAGGCUCCCUUUAGGACAGGCAUAGGCAAACUCCGGCCCUCCAGAUGUUUGUGAUUACAAUUCCCAUCACCCCUGACCACUGGUCCUGUUAGCUAGGGAUGAUGGGAAUCGUAGUCCCAAACAUCUGGAGGGCUGGAGUUUGCCUGUGCCUGCUUUAGAAGCAGCACAGCAGGUAUCCAAGCAGGUCUGGAACAUUAGCCCCACUAGAAGUUGAACCAGGCCUGCAAAAAGAAAAAAGAAAAAACUUUGAACCCGUUCAUAGGAUUGGCUCUUCUACAGCUGAACCGGGAUGAGCAGAGCCAUAGCUCACUGGCAGAACACAAGCUUUGCAUCUCAGGUUAAAAGGGUGAGGUCGUAGGUGGUUGGAUGUGUAGAUGAAAACACGCCUCCAACUUAGUUUAGGUUUAAAAUCUGUCAAGAUUUUAUUCAAAGCAUUUGCUAAGGAGAGGUGCAGAGGUUUCGCUAGUCUGGUUUAUUUUUUUUAUAUUUUUAAUUAUCUUUGCAUUUUCUAUUUUACAUAAAACAAAUGAAUUAAAAACAUAGACGUAUAAUCCCCACGUACUUGUUACGUGAAAUACAUGUGCAUAUCAUCUUUUUGGGUACCUUUCAACUCAAACAUUUUUCUCGGCCUGAGUCUCCUGUUUUAAUUACUGCGUGGUUUUAAUGGGAUCGUUUCACUGUGUAUUUUAAUUGUGGUUGUUUAUAUUUCAGUGUUCAAAUGGGGCUGUUUUAUUCCGUGUUUUGAUUUUGUAUUCUAAUUAUGGCUGCUUUGUUUUCAUGCUCGCAUUUUCAUACCUGCAAACUGCUUUGAAGCUUAUUUUGGCAUUAGGCAGUACAUAAAUAUAUCAGAUAAAUAAAUAUUAUUGUGUCAAAUAAUAAAGUUGCUCUUACUUGCUACAGCGCAAUGACUGGGAGCCACUUCUUUUCUGAUGUCAGCCACAAGGGAGUUGAACAUCUAUUUUUCUUACUCUCGCACACAUUUCUGCUUUAUCUUCUCUCUCUCUCUCGCUGUCUAGGUCUGGGGGAUCAGCUGUGAGGACAGAGCCGUUUAUUUCCGUCAAGGCGUCACCCCAAGUGAGCUGAGUGGGAAAACGUGGAAAGCGAUUGUUUGCAGCCGAGAUAGUGACCGAUCGCAGACUGGCAGCUCAACAAGUCUCCUCAGGUAACUUAGAAACCCUGAGAAUGUGCUUUUAACCACAAAAACCAUAUUCUUCUACUACAGUGGUACCUCGGGUUACAGACGCUUCAGGUUACAGACUCUGCUAACCCAUAAAUAGUACCUCGGGUUAAGAACUUUGCUUCAGGAUGAGAACAGAAAUCACGCGGCGGCAGCGGGAGGCCCCAUUAGCUAAAGUGGUACCUCAGGUUAAGAACAGUUUCAGGUUAAGAACGGACCUCCGGAACGAAUUAAGCUCAUAACCCAAGAUACCACUGUAUAUAUAAUUUGCUUGGCAAGCUUGCUACUGAAUGAUAACAGUCUUGGAUCUGCUGCAAUCUCUUUCUCUUCACCCUUUCCCCAAGUGCUGGCUGUUUCUUCACGGACGACAUCAAGGAACAAACCAACUCCAUAUUCCGAAGUGAUGGAGACCUCCCAUCCGAUAUCGAGGCACCUCUGGUUCUGGAAAACGUUUGCCUGCCUGGGUGUGCGGCAGGUGACAACAAGCCCCAACAGGCACCGGAAUCGGACGCAGGCCCGGCUGUGAAUCUUGUCCCAUCCCCUCUUGACGAAGCCAACCCUGCGGCGGAUAAAGGGCUGGCGGAUGUCCCAGAAGCGCCUGCCUUGGGUCCAGAGUCUCAACCUGCCGAAUUGCAGUGGACAAACAUUGACCUGAAGGAAGCCAAGAAGCCAGCUGCGGCCUCUGCAAGCGCCUCGGCUGAGGCAUCCAGCCUGUCCUCUUUUGGCACGUUGUCCGUUGGCAUAGAGGAUCAUCUGGAGGCCGACGAACAUCCGUUGUGGGCCUGGGUCUGUGGCGGAGGCUGCUUUGUGGAUUCACACAGCUCCCUCAAGUGGUUCACGGUGCAGUCAGGUGGGGGAGAUUUCCAGUGUUUGAACCAUCUCCAUGUCCCAUUCUGAAUGUGUACACUUCCCCUGUGGUCCUUCCUUCCCAUUGAUCCAGCCCUGUAAGGUCCCACUUUUAAAUAUCUAUCCUUUGGUCACGGACUUAACAUUGAGACACACCUAAGUUUCUGGUAAACCUGCGUCUAGCCUGUACUACUUAAGACAGCAGGUGGGAAUUCACAUGACUGUUCUGUACAAAAUAGUUCAGUAUACAAGGAAAACUAUCCAGAUCUUUCUGGAGAUGGAUUCUAGGCAACCUUUCCCUGACCAGCUGGUGGUGUGUUCUUUUCUUUUUGUGAAGGAAUGUUGAACCCUCACAAGUGGCCUGAAAUUGUAUAGUCCAGACAUAGGUCUGCUGUCUCAUUCAUUUAUAAGAACUAGGCCUGAAGCCUGGACAAGUCUCUAUGAGUAAGGCCGACCCCUUUCCCUCAGAUUUGCAAGACUCCUGGCAUUUGUGCGACUAUCUCUUCACUUUAAGUUAGCCUUCUCCAGAGCUGAGUCCCUUGAUGGUGUCGGACUACAGCUCCCAUCAUCCCUGAUAGUUGCGCAUGUUGGUAGAGGCUGAUGGGAGUUGUAGUCCAGCAACAUCUGGAGCUGGGGUCAGCAAACUUUUUCAGCAGGGGGCCGGUCCACUGUCCCUCAGACCUUGUGGGGGGGCCGGACUAUAUUUAGGGGGGGAGAAUGAACAAAUUCCUAUGCCCCACAAAUAAUCCAGAGAUGCAUUUUAAAUAAAAGCACACAUUCUACUCAUGUAAAAACACGCUGAUUCCCAGACCGUCUGCGGGAUUUAGAAGGCGAUUGAGUUGGAUCUGGGCCCUGGGCCUUAGUUUGCCUACCCAUGAUCUGGAGAAACAACACAUUGGCUUCUGAUAAAACAUAGUGCUAUGUUUUUUCUCAUCUUCCUAGUAAAUGGUCUUGGAACCCUACCUCAAACUUUGGUACCUCCUAUCUUGGGCAAUGAAGUCUGUGUGUGGCGGUGGGAUGUACAAAGUUGCCUCACAUCCAUGCCAAACAUAUAAAGCACUUGGCUUCCCCUAGAGAAUCCUGGGAACUGUAGUUUACCUCUCAGGUAGCUACAGUUCCUGGCACCUUUCACAAACUACAGUUCCCAGAAACCCGCCUUAUACUGAGUCAGACUCGGUGGUCCAUCUAGCUCCAUACUGCCUACACUGACAGGCAGCAGUUCCCCUGGGUUCCUGAUAGGGAACAUUGCCAGCUGUACCUGGGCAUUGAACCUGGGACCUCCUGCAUGCAGGGCAGUUGCUCUAACAUUGAGGUGCUCUCCUUCCCCAGGUAGAAGCAAUGGCUUACCUGUCUAAGCAGUGUUGUCUCUCCUGACUUCCGGUGGCUCUCUCAGGUGUCAGGCAGAAGUUAUCACAUCACCAACUUCCUGGUCCUUUUUGAACCAAAAGUGACAGGGAUUGAACUUGAGGCCUUCUGGUUGUUCUGUUGCCUAGUCCUUAAUUAUGUGCUCCUCCUUUUCUGCCGUAGCCUUAUCCUCUUCCGGGCAGUCCCUCUCUCUCUCCAUCACCCCGGCACAGACUGCCGUGUGGCGGAAGCAGAUCUUUCAGCAGCUCACGGAAAGAACUCGGCGGGAGGUGGAGAACUUCCGACACUACGAACAGGCUGUUGAGCAGGUAAGCCUGGAGAGAGGUUGCCAUCUUUUCCUGCAUUUUGACUUUCAAAAUGAGCAAGCUGAGGGACUCUGAAGGACCUCGGAGAUGGGCUGAAAACUCUCCAAACUACAUUUUUCAUGCAGUCUUGACAUUAUGUAUUAAGAGCUUUAUGGCUAAGUUCCUAAUACAGUGGUACCUCUGGAUGCGAACGGGAUCUGUUCUGAGCCCCGUUCGCAUCCUGAAGCGAACGUAACACGCGUGUGCGCGGGUCACGUUUCGCCGCUUCCACGCAGGCGUGUGAUGUCACUUUGAGCAUCUGCGCAUGCGCGAGCGGCAAAACCCGGAAGUAACGCACUCAGUUACUUCUUGGUCACCGUGGAGCGCAACCUGAAAAUACUUAACUUGAAGCUACUUCAACCCGAGGUAUGACUGUAUAUAUUAAGAGUUUUAUCGCUGAGUUCCUAAUAAUAGUAGUAAACAUGACUAUACCUCUGUUAUGGGAGCAUGUUAUGGAGGAGGGGAGAAGCAGGUUGAAGUCUCUUUAGGGCCAGAAAAAAAAUGAUUGGAUGCAGCAUGAGGUUCUAGGACCUAUGUGUUUGCCACCCCUACCAUACAGAGUGAGGCCAGGGGGGGAUCAGGUUCCAUGCCUCAAGAUGCUUACAACCUACAGUUCUAUCAAUGGGUGCGCCGAAAGGAAUUUGACCUGUCUAACCUACUUUUAAAGUUGUGUAAGUCGAUCACUAUCACCACAUCCUGUGGCAAGAAAUUCCAUCGUUCAAGAGCAUAAAUAAGUACUUUUGUCUGGAACCUUCCACCCAGCAACUUCGCUGGAUGGCCCCAGAGAAGGGGGGGAAAUCUCUGUCUGCUUUCUCUGCACAACCACCAUAGUAUAACCUUUUGUCCGCUACUGUCUGUAGUAGAGAGGAGGAGUGAUGGAGGGAAGGGGAGCGGAGGUGUUUUGCCCCCUUGUGGCUUCUGCACCUAAAUGAUGCUGUUGGGUAGUUGUGGUUUUAUUGCAUUGUAUUCAUUGGACGCGGGUGGCGCUGUGGGUUAAACCACAGAGCCUAGGACUUGCCAAUCAGAAGGUCGGCGGUUCGAAUCCCCGCGAAGGGGUGAGUUCCUGUUGUUCGGUCCCUGCUCCUGCCCACCUAGCAGUUCGAAAGCACGUCAAAGUGCAAGUAGAUAAAUAGGUACCGCUGUGACGGGAAGGUAAACGGCGUUUCCGUGCGCCGCUCUGUUUCGCCAGAAGCGGCUUAGUCAUGCUGGCCACAGGACCCGGAAGCUGUAUGCCGGCUCCUUCGGCCAAUAAAGCAAGAUGAGCGUCGCAGCCCAGAGUCGGUCACGACUGGACCUAAUGGUCAGGGGUCCUUUUACCUUUACCUAUUGUAUUCAUUUCAUUUCAUUUUUGCCUCUCCAGUCUGUCUGGGUCAAAACUGGAACCUUGCAGUGGUGGAGAAGCUGGAAGCCUUACAGGUGGGUUGAUGUGCGGGUGGCCCUAGAGCAGUUCACCGGGAACGACGGCACACGGGACAGCAUCCUCUUCAUCUAUUACAUGCACUACGAGGAGAAGAAGGUACUGGCGCGUGGCCAUAUUCUCUCUAGAAAAGCCACACUGAGCUCUCUGCGCUGUGUCUGUAUUUUAUGCACUGAUUUGCUUUGUAAAUUUAUAACAUGAUGUGAGAUGGAUUUUCCACCCACCCCAGAAAACUUUUCAGUACUCUACGUUUCUGUGAAAAUGUCCGAAAAAUGCGUUGUUUGCUUCAUAUAAUUAAUCAGCAGCAUAAUAAGCAGAUGCAAUACCAUUCAAAUGGGUCGAUUGCCAAAUUCUUAAUUUCUCCUCCUUGAAGCAUUCACACCUAUAUAACAUAUAUAUGAAUAUCUCUUCCAUUGUGCUAAAAUUAGCAUUUAGCAUUUUUAAGUACAGUGGCUUCUGAUUGGCUGCAGGAAGCUCCUGCAGCCAGUGGAAAGCCCUGUGAGACAUUCGGCUUCCAAAAAAAGUUCAGAAACUGGAACACUCACUUCCAGUUUUCGGUCUUUCGGGAGCUGAAACGUUGGGCAACUAAGCCGUUCGAAAUCCAAGGUACGACUGUAUAUGACGAAACUGUUUGGAAAAGGGAGGAUACUUCUAUUUCUAAUUAUCCAAAUACAUGUUGGAGUACAAGGCACCAUCUUAGAUGAUGGCCUCCUAUGUGAGGAACGUGGGAAUGUGCCUUAUACUGGCAGAUUCCUGACCAUAGACCCAUCUAGUUCAGUAUUGUCUACACUGGCAGGCAGUGGCUCCCCAAGAUUCCAGACUGCAGACUUUUCCAACCCUACCUGGAGAUGCCAGGGACUGAACCUGGGACCUUCUGCAUGCAGAGCAGGUGCUCUACCACUGAGCCAGGACCGUUCACCCAAUGCUUUCCACCAGAUUCUUUAAAAAUUCCGAGAUUCAGUUGUUAUUACCGUAUUUUUCGCUCUAUAGGAAGCACUUUUUCCCUUCCAAAAAUUAAGGGGAAAUGUGUGUGCGUCCUAUGGAGCGACUCCUUGGCUUCAGCGAUAGCAACACGAAGCCUCCAAAGCACAGAGGGAGCGCUCCCUCCGUGCUCCAGAGGCUACGCGUUGCUUUCGCUGAAGCCUGGAGAGCGAGAGGGGUCGGUGUGCACUGACCCCUCUCUCUCUCCAGGCUUCAGGGAUAGCCGCCUGAAGCCUUUGGAGCGCAACGGGAACUCACACUGCGCUCCAAAGGCUUCAGGUUCCUUUUGCUGAAGCCGGGAGAGCAAAACUCUCCUGGCUUUAGCAGAGAGGGAGAGCUGCGCAGCGCCCCUUCAGCCAAGCGGGAGGAGAACUGGAAGGGUCUCCAUUUCUCCUGCCGCUUGGCUGAAGGGGCGCUGAGCAGAGAGGGGGAGGUUUUUUUUUCUUGUUCUCCCCCUCUAAAACAAGGUGCAUCCUAUGGUCAGGUGAAUGCGCUCCUCAGUAAAAAAAAGCUUGUAUUUUGUGUGUGUGUGUUUUCCCAGUACAUCCAUGUGUUCCUCAAUGAAGUCACCAUCCUGGUUGAGAUCCUAAACGAGGCCAAACAUUCCUUCGCUCUGUAUACGCCGGAAAAAACCAAGCAGCGCUGGCCCAUCCGACUAGCGGCUGCCACCGAACAGGAGAUGCACGACUGGGUGAGCUCAAAGACCAGAUGCAUGUUGAAAUCAACAGAGCAUGUUUUGAAAUUCAUUCCUUGUGUAUCAGAUUCGAAUAUUGCCUUAAAAAAAAAAAAAAGCUCCCAUCUGCACUAUACAUUUAAAGCAGUAUGAUACCACUUUAUCACUCAUGGCUUCCCUCAGAGAAUCCCAAGAAACGUAGUUCAGUGAGGCUGUUGAGAGGUGUUUAGACCUUUCGUUCCCACAAUUCCCAGAGUUCUCUGGGGAAAGGGAUAGACCAGCGGUUCUCAACCUGUGGGUCCCCAGAUGUUGUUGGACUACAACUCCCAUCAUCCCUGAGCUCUGGCCUUGCUAGCUAGGGGUGAUGGGAGUUGUAGUUCAACAACAUCUGGGGCCCCACAGGUUGAGAAAGGCUGGGAUAGACUGUUAAAUCAUUUUGAGAAUUUUACAGUUAGCCAUCCAUCCCUCUUCUCCAGGAAACUCUGGGAAUUGUGGCUCUGUGAGGGGGAAUAGGGGGUCUCCUAACAACUCACAGCACCCUUAGCAAACUACACUUCCCAUGAUCCUUUAGGCAAAGCCAUGACUGAUAACAUAGUAGGAUGCUUUAAAUCAGGGGUGUCCCAACUUCCAAGAGACUGCGAUCAACUCCCACUAUAAAUAAACUGGCAGUGAUCUACCCAGUUUAUUGACCAGAGUUGUUGAGCUUUUUCCGGUUGGACAGGCCUGCUUUAAAUGCAUAGUGUCAUCUCUUGAUUCGUAUUUUAAAGGAGCUGCAAUGCUCAAACUGCUGGUGUUCCCCGUGACUAAAUGUGUCCUCCUCUCGUGCCUCCCAGCUGGCUCUCCUGAGCAUGUCCUGCUGCGAAAGCCGGCAGAUCCAGGGGCCCCCCUCCCAUCAGGCCAUCUGGUCCGUGACCUGCAAAGGGGACAUCUUCGCUAGUGAGCCAAGUCCCGACAUGGAGGCAGCGACACACCCAACACCGUGUGACCAAAUGUAAGAAAGCUUUAAUAAGUCUCCCUUGCUAAUGGAUUAUAUGUGUGGCUGCAAAUUUGCCCUUUUUUUGCCGGGUUGGGGGGGGAAUCAAACACAUGGCAAAUUUCGAUUGACCGGCAGAGGACAGGCCCGAACCUGUUCCAAUAAACUCAGAGGUCUCUACUGGGGUUGUUUCCUAGCCAAUUUAAGGGCUCUCUCACUCUCCUUAGCCUACCUUACAGGUUGUUUUACGGCUAUUGAGGGAUCCAGGUGUGCGUCCCCAAACUCGUUGGAGGAGGGAUGGGCUAAAAUUGCAAUAAAAAUAAGAAUGUUCGUUUAUAGAAUAGGUGGAUUGGUUUCAGCAGUUCUCAACCUGUGGGUUCACAGAUGUUGUUGGACUGCAACUCCCAUCAUCCCUGAGGUCUGGCCUUGCUAGCUAGGGGUGAUGGGAGUUGUAGUCCAACAGUAUCUGGGGACCCACAGGUUGAGAAAGGCUGGUUUAGAUGGUUCUGUAUCCUGGGGGAAUGCUGAGCAGAUUUUUUUUUGUCCUGCAGGUUCUGGCGCCAGAUAGGUGGACAUCUCCGAAUGAUUGAAUGCAACAGCCGCGGCAUAGUCUGGGGCGUGGGGUAUGACCACACCGCCUGGGUUUACACCGGUGGAUAUGGAGGAAGUUUCUUCUCAGGUAAGAAAUAUAUUUUCAUUUUGACCUCUGUACUUGCAGGGGGGCCUAGAUGGCGCCCCUGGGUGGGACAUCCCACCUGCCAAUGACCUGGCAUUAUAAUUGACAGGUGGGAUAUCUUACUAUAUAAUAAUAUCUCUAUGACUGCCAUCACGCUGGCGACCCAAGUGCACAUGCGCAGCAACCCCUUGCAAUUCAGGAGUCUCUACUAGAUCAUACAUGACAGAGGGCCAUCCAAUUUCUGCUGAAAAACCUCCAAGGAAGGAGAGUCCAUCACCUCCCAAGGGAACCCGUCCCACUGUCAAGCAGUUCUUAGUGUCGAAAAGUUCCUCCUGACGUUUAUUCAGAAUCUCCUUUCUUGGAGCUUAGAGCCAUUGUUUUGGGUCUACCCUCCUGAAAACAAGCUUGCUCCAUCCUACAUAAGACUGCCCUUGAGAUAUUUGAAGAUGGCUAUCAUAGCUCCGAGGACGCGGGUGGCGCUGUGGGUAAAACCUCAGUGCCUAGGGCUUGCCGAUCGCAUGGUCGGCGGUUCGAAUCCCCGCGGCAGGGUGAGCUCCCGUCUUUCGGUCCCAGCUCCUGCCCACCUAGCAGUUCGAAAGCACUCUUAAGUGCAAGUAGAUAAAUAGGUACCACUUUAUAGCGGGAAGGUAAAUGGCGUUUCCGUGUGCUGCGCUGGCUCGCCAGAGCAGCUUCGUCACGCUGGCCACGUGACCCGGAAGUGUCUCCGGACAGCGCUGGCCCCCGGCCUCUUAAGUGAGAUGGGCGCACAACCCUAGAGUCGGACACGACUGGCCCGUACGGGCAGGGGUACCUUUACCUUUACCUUUAUCAUAGCUCCUCUCGAUCUGCACUUUUCCAGGCUAAACAUACCCAAGUCCCACAACCGUUCCUCAUAAACCUUGGUUUCCAGAUCCUUUAUGAAUCUCUUCCCAUAAGAUCUCACAGUAAAGGUAAAGGACCCCUGACAGUUAAGUCCAGUCGCGGACGACUCUGGGGUUGCGGCGCUCAUCUCACUUUACAGGCCGAGGGAGCUGACGUUUGUCCGCAGACAGUUUUCCCGGGUUAUGUGGCCAGCAUGACUAAACCGCUUCUGGCGAACCAGAGCAGCACACGGAAACGCCGUUUACCUUCCCGCUGGAUUGGUACCUAUUUAUCUACAUGCACUUUGACAGCAAUAAAAACAAUUCCAUAUGUAGAAACAAUUUCAAAUCUAAUACAGAUACAGACUGGUAUUAUACACAGUAUUAUAUUUUGUGUGUGUGUAUUUAUAGACACAUACAUGGAUAUACAUUCAUACACAUUCCUGUAUAUAUUAAUUUAGGGAAGGAUAUCAAUAUUUAAAAUGGGAAAUGGACGUUCAAUAUUAGGGUGUGAUUAAUGGUCUGGGUCUUGUAGGUCUAGCAAGCAGCGCAGAUAACAUUUACUCGCAGUCGGAUGUGAAGUGUGUCUACAUUUAUGAGAAUCAGCGGUGGAAUCCUGUCACUGGAUACAGCAGCAGGUACGGGGUGCCGAGGGGCAAACUUCAGAGUGACUCUCUUGGGGUACGUCCAUUGGAGUCUACUGGUCUUACUUGGCUGACUCUAUUCAUUUUUUUAGUUGUCGUUUUUAACAGCAAGCAAGCAACCAUUUCCAUUUGCUCUGCCCACUAGCAUCAAAACCUGGUUUUGAUUCUGGAUUGUGGUCCUUGCAAGAUGACUUGCCCACAUCUGUGUGCGUUGAACAUUUCAAAUAAUAAUAAUAACAACAACAACAACAACAAAUUUAUUAUUUAUUUAUUAUUUUUAAUAUACUCCCAACAGUAUAUUAAAAACACGAUAAAACAUCAAACAUUAAAUGCUUCCCUAAACAGGGCUGCCUUCAGAUGUCUUCUAAAAGUCAGAUAGUUGUUUAUUUCCUUGACAUCUGAUGGGAGAACGUUCCACAGGGUGGGUGUCACUCCUGAGAAGGCCCUCAGCGCUGGCCCUCAAUGUCUGGGCUGAAUGAUGGGGGUGGAGACGCUCCUUCAGGUAUACUGGGCCGAGGCCAUUGAGGGCUUUAAAGGUCAACACCAACACUUUGAAUUGUGCUUGGAAAUGUACUGGGAGCCAAUGUAGGUCUUUCAGGACCUUUCAAACUCUUAGGUCUGAUAGUUCACCAAGCUUGGGAGGCCUAGGAAGUUCUCUGCACUGGGUAAAUACUAGAUUUCACCACUUGAGGGUGUGUUUGCCCAAAAACGUUUAGCAUGGGUGCCGGGACCAGGUGGUUGGGUGGAAGAAAGCAUGCCUAGGACCCGCUUUGUGGAAACUGCACGGCUCAAUUUUGUUGUCAAGACAAACAAUUUUUCUGCUUAUAUAUUUGCCAAGAAAUGUAACUUCUGAAUGAGAUAAAUCUGCUUAUGGAUUUGAUGUAUUUAUAUCUUGCCUUUCUCCCAAGUUGGGAUUCAAGGUGGCUAUGCCAAAAUGGACUAUGCCAAAAUGGCAAAAUUAACUGAGAAGCUCAGGAAUCAAGAAGACAAGGAAUUUAAAAAAGAAUGGGAAAUGUUUAUACAAAAUCAUUGUAAACAGGUCAAAACAUUAGCAGGAUUUUAAAUACACUUGUAACAACAUAUAGAUAAUUUAGGAAGAUGAAAAAUUGGAGAAGUACUGAUAUGCAGUUGAAAAUAGAAUUAAAAGGACCCAUGGAAGGGAUGUGGAGGAGUCAGGAGAUUCAGAGUAAUCUCAAUAUUUGGAUUUUGUACUGUUUUAUGUUGUAUGUUUAUAUCCUUGAAAAUCAAUAAAAAAGAUUAUUAGAUUUUUAAAAAAACCACCAACAUAAUCUGUGCCUAGUUUUCAAAGGAUAGGAAGGUCUUAGACUGCUGGCAGAAGGAUGAUAAUAAUCAUCAUAAUAAUUUAUUACUUAUACCCUGCCCAUCUGGCUGGGCCUCCCAGCCACUUUGGCCGGCUUCCAACAGAAUAUUAAAAACACAAUAAAACAUCAAAGAUAGUGAGGGAGCUAGUCCAACCUCUUUUGGGAGGGAAUUCCACAAUCUUGGGGCAGCCACCGAAAAGGCUCUGUCUCAUGUCACCACCAACUGUGCCUCUGAUGUUGAUGAAACCGAGAGAAGGUGGGCUUGGAACUAUGUUUCAUGCCUCAUCGGUGACCUGGGAAUUGACCACAGCUUCCUUCAUUUUAACUGCCAUGUAAUGUAAGGAAAGGCCUGGAUUCCAGCUCUGAAAAUCACACUGGGAAAUAGCAGAGGAGCGGCAGGGAGCCCAGAAGCUCAAGCACCGCUAAACCGUGGUUGGAUGUUACACGUGGACCCAACUCAGCAAAGUCUCAAAGGCUGCUCCCUAAUACAGUCAUACCUUAUGUUGCAUCUGCUUCAUGCUGUGUCUUUUCACGUUACGACCCGCAGCAACCCAGAAGUACCGGAACGGGUUACUUCCGGGUUUUGCCGCAUGCGCAGAAGCGCCAAAUUGCGCCGUGCGCCUGCGCAGAUACAGCACUUUGAGUUGCGGGCAUUUCACGUUAACGGACGGGCCCCCAGAACAGAUCCUAGCCGUAAUACAAGGUACCACUGUAUGCUGUUAUGCAAGGAAGGCAUUUCUGGUGUGAAGUGGUUUCUUUUAGGCUGCAACACACAGGACUGAACUCCACUGAACAGAAUGGGACUUAACUAACUGAGUCAGCACACAGAAGAUCAGGCACUGAGCGUCCUGUGUGUGUUUUGUCUUACAGGGGCCUCCCCACGGAUCGGUAUAUGUGGAGCGAUGCCUCCGGCUUGCAGGAGUGUACGAAGACCAACACCAAGCCCCCGUCACCACAAUGGUCUUGGGUAAGCGGACUGGACCGUUCUGGACAUUGCCCUGUUGCAAAGAUGAACUGACUUGCAGCAACAGAUUUUCUGGAGAUGUAUCCCUCCCUGUCCCAGCUAAGUGCCUUUGGACAAGUCACAAGCCUGUAUGCCAUGUACGGAGGUGGAUGAUUGAUUCACCUAGCUCAGUAUUGUCUACACUGACUGACAGCAGCUCUCCAGGGCUUUGGGCAGGGUAGACUCUCCCUUCCAUAUCUGACGAUCCUGGGAUUGAACCCAGGACUUCCUGCAUGCGAGGCAGAUCCUCUACCACUGAGCUACAGCCAGGGAAGGUUCCUAGAACCAUAGAAUUUUCGAGCUGGAAGGGACCCCGCAUCAUCUAGUCCAACCCUCUGUGAUACAGGAAUCUCAGCUAUAGCAUCCAUGAGAGAUGGCCACCUCUGCUUAAAAACCUCCAAGGAAGGAGAUUCCCCCAUCUCUUUGUGAGAGUCUGUUCCACUGUCGAACAGCUCUUACUGAUAUUUCGUUGGACUCUCCUUUCUUGUAACUUGAAUCCAUUCGUUCGGGUCCCACCGCUCUAUUUGCUGCCUACUCCAGUUUCGAAAAGGAUAUUGGAAAAUCCUGUGUGACAACUAGUUUUUCCCUAAACUAGUUUUUUUCUGUUUUGCACUGGGAGUUUUUCGGUUGGGAAUGUAUGGAUAGGAUCAGUGUGAGAACCCUUGACUGCUGGUGUAGAACUGCCUUGGCCUACCCCCUCGCCUGUUCCCACCUCCCAUUUUUUAAUUUCCCACAAUUCCCCCAAAGGGCCCAACCAUAGCUUUGCUCCAGGUCAUUGUGGUGACUUUAACCUGGCUUUCCAGACCCAACUGCUGCUACUGGAGGAAGCCACCAGGGGGCACCCUGCUAGGAGCUUUCUCAAAAUUUAUGUUGCUGGUCCUGGAUAGGGAUCAGUUUUCUUCUCCUUCUCCUUCUGAAUUCUUGACUCUCUCUCCACUCAAUCCAGGUUUCUGACUGGUACAUCGAUUUUAGCGUUUCGGGCGGCACUGAUCGGGAAGGGUGGCAAUACGCAGCUGACUUUCCAGCGUAAGGCUUAUUGUUUUCUUUACUACUGCUAAAUGGUUUGGCUUGCAUAAGUUACCUCCCCUGUAUCUGCUUAUGAAGUCUUAAGAAUGGCAACAGGAACAGAAGCUUUUGAGAAAAAACACAGGGGGGAAAUAUUAGGUUGUAAGCCAUUCAAGGUUACUUCCACACCAUACAUCUAAAGAGUUCUUGUUAGACCUCUGUUGCCCUCACAGAGCAACAGUUUUCAGAGUGGCUGAACAAUCUAAUCCCUCUUCAGAGGGAACUCAUGAAAUUAAAGGCCUGUGAAGGGGAAUAAGGGACUCCUAACAACUCUCAGCACUCUUAACAAACUACAGCUCCCAGAAUUCUUUGGGGGAAGCCAUGACUGCUUAAAGCGGUAUCAUAAUGCUUCAAAUGUACAGUAUGAAUGUGACCCAAGAUUCUCGUUUCUGCAUUUAUUGGGUUAAAAUUUAUUUUUACCUAACGUUCAGGUGGGGCCUGCUGCUGUCUGGGCCCCGCCAUUUUCAUUUCCCAUGAUGCCCUCCACAGUGUUGCUCCAGGGGAUUGUGGGAAAUUAAAAUGGCAUCUGCAAGAAUGGCUGCCCACAGGAAGCAUUCCAGUGGUGGGAGAAGUAAAAAGCUAAUUGGAGAAGAUUGGUGCUUGUACGUUUUGCCUCAUAUCUCAGGUUCUACAAAUGCUAAAAUCUUGCUUUAAAAAAAAUUAGGAUCUUCUUGGAGGCAGGGGGCAGAGAACAGCCCCCUCGCUCUCUAGACACCUGUAUGUCCAAGUAGCCCAGCACUGAUUACAGCACAUCCGCUGCUGCUGCCACCAGAUUAAUCCCACCAAGGCCUUCUUCAAAUUUGGAGCUGGACCUCACUGCAGGGUUGUUGUGAAGAGGAAAGGGACCAAGUUUGUGCACCUUGGAGGGAAAUGGGGAGGAUCAAAGUAAAUUCAAAAUCUGGUGCUCUUUGUGCCUGUAUCAGUUUAUGGAACCAACAGCAAGAAGAUCUGGAUUUGUUUCAUUACUCAUGUCCCAUUAGACUGUACAGAACUCCAUAAGCUCCAUUUAUACGAAAAAUAAAUCUGGCACCGGGGUGUUGCUUUGCUCUUUAGCAAAAGUUCACUCGUGACAAGUGGCUAACCCCCAACAUAGGAGUCUGGUUGGCCCAACAAGCCACCCUUUGUCUGAGAAGGGCCAGGACCUCUUUAUCUUUUUGCCGGUGGACAGUGUUAAAAAACAGUGCGUCUCUCCUUCCUGCAGGUCUUAUCACGGGCACAAGACAAUGAAGGACUUUGUGCGACGAAGGCGCUGGGCCAGGUAAAGCACAUCACACUCAAAAAUAGUUUAGGUACCUCUCAGGUAUAUUGCGGGAGGGGGAAAAGAAUUUUCCCUUCCUUUGCACGUACAUUGGCCUGCUUCCCUUACCACAUACUUUGUCGAUUUUUAAAAUCUGAUUCUAUUCUAUACUGCUUUAAGUAUAGUUAACAGCCUUACUACGGAGUCAUUGGCAGCUGUUAAAGAUGGUUCAUAAGAAUCUAUUAAUAGCCCUGCCAUCCUGUUCUCACAGUGACCGACCAGAUCAGGGGUCGGCAAGGCUUACCGGGCAUGGGCCAGAUCACUCCCACGGAGAUCCUCCAUGGGCCGGACUGGCGCAGCGCAAUGCCGGAAAUCACGUCUGAGCAUGUCCGCAACGCCAGAAAUCGCUUCUGCGCAUGCCCAGAUGCCGAAAUCACACCUGCGCAGAAGCGAUUUCUGACGUCUGGGCAUGUGCAGAAGCAAUUUCCGGAGCGGUGGAAGAGAGUACCCGUGCUGCGCUGCGCCGGUUUAGCGCAGCGCACAGGGACUCACCAAGCGGGCGGCUCGUGGACCAGUUAAACAGAUGCUCAUGGGAAGCUUGCAAACUGGACGCGAUGAGUGCUCAACAGCACUCCUGCCCCACUUGCAAUUCCCAACAACUCCUAUUCAGAGUUAUAAUGGCGAAUACGCAGUCUCCCUGAUCUCUCUGGUCUUUGUGAGUUUCAGUAUGAACAGACCCCCAGCCCCUGCCCCCUGGACUAGUGCAAGGAUUGGGGCCAUCGCUCGCCAUUGAGCUGGCAAAAUGCACCUGGCCAUCGAGGGCUUUUAAAGUCAACACCAAUACAUUGAAUUGUGCUCAGAUACAUAAUGGGAGUCAGCGUAGAUCCUUUAGGACCGGCCUUCCAAUCUCCACUCAACCUCCCCGCUUCGCCAAUAAAGCAAAGCAAAUGUAGGAGGAAUGAGUUGGGUAGUUUUUUUAUUUCCGUGCCAAGGUGGAAGGCAUCAGUGCCCUGAUCAUUCUCUUUGCCCUUUGACCUCCCGACCACCACACAGCGGUGCCCUUAUUAGCUUGGCUUUCUAAAUAUCUUCUUGUGCUGAACUGCUGUUCAUCCAGCCCCAACAUUGCAUCAUGCUCAUUUGGCUAAUCGGUAAAACACACAUGCCUUCGUUAGCUUCUGUAAACCUACAACUUGAAUUGCUGCCCACUGCAGUUUUUGGCCUCCCCUUGGCUGCAGGUUCAGGUUUUUCUGGGCCCUGAAGCGCCAGUUCCUGGUGCUUAGCAGGGCUCCCUCGGGUCUCAAACCGUUGUAUAUCCUGCAGCUGCAAAUGGGGAAAAGAAGGGGUUGUUUGGCCCUCGAAGUUCAGCCACGUUCCCCCCGCAAUUCCCUGCGUCAGGUUUUGAAAGCGUUUGCUUCCUGCCACCCGCGAUCCUUCUCACAGUGCUUCAUAGCAUCAUAAAUGUUCAUGCAUUUGUAAGAAAUUGAUCUUCAGUAUUGUCUACUCUGGCUGGCAGCAGUCCCCAUAAUUUUAGGAAGAGAGUCUCUCCCAGAGCUACCUGCAGAUGCUGGGGAUUGAACCUUGGACUUCCUGCGUGUAAGGCAGGUCCUCUGCCAUUGCUCUUUUACUCACCUCCUUUCUCUCUCCCUUGCCUUUCCAGGAAAUGCAGAUAUGUCACCAGUGGUCCUUGGCUGGAAGUCCCCCCAAUAGCCCUGUGGGACGUUUCCAUCAUUCCUGAAUCUCUGGCUGCUGAGGACGAGUUUGUGGCUCUCUGGGCUAUCAGCGACAAGGGAGAUGUGCUUUGUCGACUAUGCAUCACGCCCCAAAACCCAGCUGUGAGCCUUUUAUUUUCUUGUGUGUUCGUGCAAACUGAGCACCUGAAAUGAAUCUAAAUAACAUCACUUGUGCACUUUUCUAGUUUGUAAGCUCUUGGGUGAGCUCCCGUUGCUCGGUCCCUGCUCCUGCCAACCUAGCAGUUCGAAAGCACUUCAAAGUGCAAGUAGAUAAAUAGGUACCGCUCUGGCGGGAAGGUAAACGGCGUUUCCAUGCACUGCUCUGGUUCGCCAGAAGCAGCUUAGUCAUGCUGGCCACAUGACCCGGAAGCUGUACACCAGCUUCCUUGGCCAAUAAAGCGAGAUGAGCACUGCAACCCCAGAGUUGUCCAUGACUGGACUGGACCUAACAGUCAGGGGUCCCUUUACCUUUACCUUUAUGCUCUUCGGUAAUCAGUUAUAAAUGCUGUUUUUUUAAUGGGGCAUGUUAGGGUCAAUCCUCAUUUAGUUCAGGCCUGGGGGACCUGUGGCCUUCCAGGUGUUAGGAUCGCAUCAUAGAAUUUUAGAGUUGGAAGGGACCAUGGGGUCAUCUGAGUCCAUCCUCUUGCAAUGCAGGAAUCUUUUGCUCAUCAUGGGGCUCAAACCCACAACCCUGAGAUUAAAAGUCUCAUGCUCUACCAACUGAACUUGAGCUCCAACUCCCAUCAGUCCCAGCCAUAACUUCAUGCGUCUGAUAGAUGACUGUAGCCCAUAAAUGCUUCUACUACCAAUAAGGUGGCUACCCCCUUGGAAACUGUGUCAGCUGUGCAGUGUCACUUCAAACAUACCUAGGGGGACCCGUGGAGUUUUAUCUUCUUGCUAGCUAUCUUCCCAUUCAAGUAACAUUUCUAUACUCUGAAUCCCACCUCUUUUUUGCCAUUGUGUUCCAUUUAUAUCUAAUAGACACGACACAAAAGGAAAGGGGGAAGAGGAGGGCCGAUGAAAACAAGCGAAUCCAGGAGCCAGUGCUUAACAUUACACAGUUGUAGCAAUGGCAAGGUGGAACAACCACUGAAGGGAGGCAGUGGUGGGAUGGGAGGAGCCAAGUGGCAAGUGACUCCCCACUGAACUUACUAAACAAGGCCUUCCUGUCUUGCCUCUGAUGGAGACAGUUCUGGAAAGUGGCGAGGGAUUUGGGGAAAGGAAGGGUCCCAGCAGCGGAUGGAAGCAGAGCCAACGAUGGCCAUAUUUAUAGCUUUGUCCCCAUUCUCCCACAUAGUUUUACAAGGGCAGCACUGAGGCUGAGGAGGAAGCAGAACAGACAGAGCCACCUUCUGGACCAGUUAGAAAGUAGAAAGGCUGAGGUUGGUGGAGCAGUGCCGCAUUGCCCUAACUGAGCCCAACCAGGUCAACAAAGGGGGUCUGACUGGGUCCCCUCAUCCCCCAGCAGCAGCCUGAGACCGCAUCUAGCAUUGGAGUUUUGAACUUCAGUGCUUGUAGUCAGCCUACCUUGCACCUAGAACCAAAUGCUUCUUUGAAGAAAUCCUGUUGCAUUUUCAGUAGGCCGUUCCAGUCUCAGGACACAGUCAUGCAACUUUGCUUGCCCUGGGAAUUGCUUUGCAGAAGGAUGAAAUCCUCUGUUAUUGUUACCUGUCUUAGAAGUUCAGGAACCACUGAAAUUGGAUAGCUAGUGCAUUCUCUCUCUUCCCCUCCCCUGCCCCCCAAUUAGGGAACAUCCUGGCUCCACGUGGGAACAGAUCAGCCCUUUGUUUCGGUUUCCAUCGGAGCAUUUCACCAGGUUUGGGCCGUGGCCCGCGAUGGCUCCAUCUUCUAUCGCGGUUCAGUAUCGCCAAAGAAACCUGAAGGUAAGCCUGUGACCACUGGCCACAUGUUUAUUUUUUUUAGUUAACAAAACUUAACACCCUGCUUUGAUUGAAGUAAAACCUCUUAAGUGGUUUGCAGGAAACAUUUAAACCACAGUGGUACCUCGUGUUACGUACCGCCCCCCUUACGAAUGCUGUGGGUUACGCGCUCCGCUAACCCAGAAGUAGAUGCCCCUUGUUGCGACCUUUGCCCCAGGAUGCGAGCGGAAGUCAUGCUCCGGGGGCACGGCAGCAGCGGGAGGUGCCAUUAGAGAAAGCAUGCCUCAUGUUAUGAGCGGUUUCCUGUUACAAACGGACCUCCGGAAUGGAUUAAGUACAAAACACGAGGUACCACUGUAUUGGCAAUACUAAAACGAUUAGAAAUAUUUUUUAAAAAAUAUAUAUUAUUUUAUCAAUCAAAACAGUUAAGAGCCAUUAAAAACAUUUGAAGAUAAUUAAAAUUAACAGUAAAAAGAAGAAAGAUUGAAGCACAUCAACACCUGCAUCCCUGCACCUACAAAAUUAGCAUGUCCAGGAGAAGAGUUUUAGGCUUGUUUUCCUGUGUGCAUGGACCCAGAUCACUUUGCCCUCUCUGGAGUGAUGUGGAUUAGGUCUUGCAGAAGAAGGCGAGCAGAUGGACAAUGGCAAAAAGGUGAAUCCACUCUGGGAGGGGGUCCCACUGGGGGAAUCCUGUGCAAGUCCAGAUCUAGAGCCACCACUGAGUAUGGUGAAGAUAACGUGAUAAGCCAAAGUAUAGCUGCCCCACGGGAAAAGGGCCAGAACAGUCCCUCUGCUGUGUUGAUUCCUGCAUGCGGGUGUUUCUGAAGGUUCUGGGUUUUGCAUCACUGACUAUAAAUCAUGCUGUAAUUAUUAGUGUUGUUUCAUGGCUGUCUGGCUGUCUCUGUCAUUGUACAGGUGACUGCUGGUACCAUAUUCCUUCUCCCCCGAAGCAGAAGAUAAAGCAAGUCUCUGUUGGGCGAACCUCUGUCUUUGUUGUGGAUAAAAAUGGUGAGCUGCUAGCUUUCUGUUUCCAGAGGGGUGUAGUCCACUGCUGUCUUAAAUCUGUUGCACCAAAACACAACCAGGAAUCUUAUGGCACCUUAAAAGAUAAGGGGUGUCUGCAACCAGUAUUGAAUGAUUAUUUGUCAGGAACUGAGAUUGUGCAGUAGCACCAGGUGUGUUUUGAUUAUGGAGUUGUGAGGGAGCAAGAGGAAGUACCUGCAAGUCCCACUGUCACAACUCUCAUUAUCUGAAAUCUCAGUUAUCCAAACACAAAGAAUUGUACCCAAAUCUUGCUACACGAACAGCUGAUUCAGAUAUCCAAACAUUUGGAGUUUGCCACUUACUUGUUUGUGUUUUUAUGGUCAUCCAGAACCAUUUUGGAGGGAAACCAGGGAGGGAGGGAGAGAAAUCAGACAAAUCACGGAUUAGAAAUGUUCCCAUAGGAAAUAAUGGAAAUCAUCAGCUCAUUAUGUGAACCUUCGCCCAAUGAUCGAUUUCCUGGGAGUGCAUGGUGUUCAGAAAGUGGGAUCUGUGUGUAAUUUUGUUCCCAACCCAGGGGGUGAGAGCCAGGGGUUUCUGCAGGCAUUGGCUGCCAGUGGGAAUUUUCUUUCAUGCAGCCUAUGUUCGCAAAAUGCAGGCUUCUUUUCCCCCUUCCCGUCAGUUGAUGGGAAGGGGGGGAAAUAAGAUUUUGCCAGCUCACUGAUCAGCACUUCGGGAACCAAAAAAAAAAGAUCACCACUUCUGUAUUACAGGAUUGUCUUUCGACUUUUAAAGUAUGAUGCUCACAAAUGCAAGAACUGGGCAGAUCACCUCAUGCCCAUGCCGAACUUUUCCUUUUACAGGUAAUCUGUGGUAUCGCCAGGGAAUCACACCAAGCUACCCUCAAGGCUCCAGCUGGGACCACAUUUCAAACAACGUCCGCAAAGUGUCCGUUGGGCCUUUGGACCAGGUCUGAGUGCGCCGUCAAAGUAUCUCUUUGGAACGAUGACUGAAGGGGACACGAUAAACUUGUUUUGUAAAGGAUUGUUCACUAAGGUUGUUUAUUUACCUAAGGAAAGGGCAUAGAACACCCUGAUCUAUGGUGACUAGUCCCUAUAGUAAGACAGGGAGGUCCAACAGUAGGUGGCGCCAGAGCCAAUGACAGGCAGAGUCAACUAAUUCUGGUUUUGCCCCCAUCCUCUUCCUUGCUGAGUUCUAUAAGGGCAGCACUAAGGAGGAUGAAGCUGACAACCAGGGCCCACCCCCUGGGCUGAUAAGUAGGCAGGUGGGGGCCAACUGAGAGCAGCCUAGGGUUGGUGGGGCAGGGGCAUACUUAAUAAUAAUAAAUUUAUUAUGAUGACCAUCUGACUGGGUUGCCCCAGGCACUCUGGGCAGCUUCCAGCAAAAUAUAACAACAUUAAACAUUAAAAGCUUCCCUAUACAGGGCUGCCUUCAGAUGUCUUCUAAAAGUCAGAUAGUUGUUUAUUUCCUUGACAUCUGAUGGGAGGGCGUUCCACAGGGAGGGUGCCACUACCUAGAAGGCCCUCUGCCUGGUUCCCUGUACCCUCACUUCUUGCAAGACUUAACCCUCAUGGACCUGCUUCCACUGAUCCUGGCCCAGCCUUUGAGAGAGAGAGAGAAAGAAAAGGGGGUUGUGGAAAAUUGUAGUGUGGCUCCUUCCACUUCUUUCUGUCGGUUUUUGCAAGUAAUAAAGCAAGAUUUAAUUGCUUGCUGCUUCUCAUUCAUUCUGUUCUGUUGUGACAUUGGAAUGGUCCCCAUGAUGCGAUACAUCUACAUCAGAGUGCAUUUGUUUGGUGCCCGCCAGAUCUUUUGGACUGCAAUUCCCAUCUGCUCCAACCAGCAUGGAGAAUGGUCAGAAAUGAGGGGAGCAGAGUUGGUUUUAGGGUAGGGUGAAUCAUGCAUUUGGACUGGGUGCCACUCUGAAAAAUGCUGUAGAACGGAAUGAGAGAGGCGAACCUUUGUGUCGCACAGGGCGCUGCUGAAAUUUGGGGUGGGAGUUGUAGUCCAACGACAUCUGGAAGGCCAGAGUUUCCCCAUCCCCAGUUUAAAGCCACUUCACAUUUUCAACCCAGCCUGAACGAAGAUCCAUUGCGUUUGCAACAUGCGAGUUUCUCUCUUCUCUUUCUGUUUGCAUGUUUUGGAAGCUGGCUGCAGCUUUCCAGCUCCCAAGCUGCACCCAGAAUGAAAAGCCUUUCCACAUGCAUAGCUGACUGCACCUGGGAAGCAUGUAAAUUGCUACAUGGACGUGCCCUCCUUUUGCACAGGGAUUUUGGUAAUGCGCAAAGCACCCCCCUUGGUUGGUGGUUUUUGGUAUUGGUAAUCAAUGGUGUAGGAAGAAAUAACAUGGUGUGCGUGGCAUCAUCAGCCCUAUUCCUGUUUUCUAGGUCUGGGUGAUAGCUGACAAAGUACAAGGGAGCCAUAGCUUGAGCUGUGGAACGGUCUGUCAUCGGACAGGAGUCCAGCCAAUGGAGCCAAAAGGCCAUUCCUGGGACUACGGCAUUGGGGUGAGUACCGCAAUUCCUCAAGGACCACCUCUCUCCAUAUGAAUCUACCCAGACCCUGGGAUCAAUCUCUGAGGCUCUUCUUUGUGUUCCUCCUCCACAAGAGGUCCAGAGCGUGGAAACCCAAGAACCUUUUCUGCAGUGGUUCCCGGUUGGAGAAAACUCUCCCCAGAGAGACUCGCCUGGUGCCUUCAUUAUACACCUUUAGGCACCAGGCAAAAAUGUUCCUCUUCAGCCAAGGCUUUGGUUGAUGGACAUCCAAUGGCCUUUUAAAUGUGUUGUGGAAGUGGGGGAGAUUGGUUUGUGCCUGUUCUCAUUUCUGUUAUGGAUUUUGUGGGGUUUUUUUAUAUUGUAAUUUUAUGUUGUGAUCGGCCCUAAGAUCUACAGCAGCGGUCAGCAAACUUUUUCAGCAGGGAGCCGGUCCACUGUCCCUCAGACCGUGUGGGGGGCCGGACUAUAUUUUGAAAAAAUAAUAAAAAUGAACGAAUUCCUAUGCCCCACAAAUAACCCAGAGAUGCAUUUUAAAUAAAAGGACACAUCUACUCAUGUAAAAACACGCUGAUUCCUGGACCGUCCGCAGGCCAGAUUUAGAAGGCGAUUGGGCCGGAUCCAGCCCCCGGGCCUUAGUUUGCCUACCCAUGAUCUACUACUAAUAAUAAUAAUAAUAAAAGACACAAACAGCUGGAAUUUGUUAUGGGCCCCAUUUGGAGAAAAUUUGUAAGCAGAGCCGGGUAGAACAGCCACAUGUAUGGUUGGCAAGUGCCUAGACUGUAUACACACUCACACACCCUGCACCAGGGGUUGCCAGUAUGGUGCCUACAGGUACACAUGUGCCCACAAAAACAUUCCCCUGGUCCCCGGGUCUUCUCCACCUGCUGAAAUUAGGACUGAAAGAAGCAUUCCAUUAUAGCAAUAGAUCAGGUUGCUUGGCUGCAAGUAUGUGCGAUGCCCGUGAUAUUUUCUCUUUUUUAAUAUAUAUAAUUUUUAAUGAAUUUUCCGUUUUACAAUUUAGAAUAUACGUUUAGACAACCUUAAACUAUCAAUGACUUCCCUCCGUCUCUUUCCAUGGUUCAUUUUGCAUACUAUUCCAUUAUUACUUCCAUCAAAACUAAUUUACACUGUUGAAUUUAUCUUAAUGCUGCCAACGUUUUCAAGCAUAUACAAUUCCCCCCGAUAUAUUUGGUAAACAUUUCCCAAUCUUCCUUAAACGAAUUUUCUUCUUUGUUGUCUUAUUCCAUAAGUUAGAUCCGUAAGCUGCGCAUAUUCCAUCAGUUUUAAGUUGCCAUUCUUCUUUGGUUGGGACUUUGCUCAUUUUCCGGAUAUUUUCCCUGGCUUGUAAAUCUGCCCACGGGUCCAUUUACAAGAGAAAAGGUUGCUGGACUUAAGUGGACCAUUGGCCUUUAUCCAGGAAGGCUCUUCUUGUAUUCUUAAAGAGGCUUUUCUUGUCCAUGUUGGGUAGCUGCUGCACAGCAGAAUCUUUUCAAAACAUGUGGCUGAUUUUUCCCUUUUCUUCUUUGGCAGGGAGGAUGGGAGCACAUCACAGUAAGAGCGAACGCCAUGGAGAGCACCAAGGCUGUAGCCCAGGAAGCCUCCGCAGGGCAUCCCACCGAGCCCAACGAAACUGAAACUGGAGAGAGCGAAGGAAGAGGAGACCCUCCCCAAAACACCGUCUUGGUGGACACGGCUCAGGGCUUGGACCGGCAUGCUGUGCAAUGUUAA
Podarcis lilfordi (Lilford's wall lizard) is the source of this 45426-nucleotide messenger RNA. The record is from the annotation of a GenBank genome assembly. NCBI's taxonomy places the organism in Eukaryota, Metazoa, Chordata, Lepidosauria, Squamata, Lacertidae.